CCGACCUCUCCCCCUCCCGCGGGGCGUGCGACGUGCUCGCGCAUGCGUAGAACGCGCACGUUUCCGCUGCCCGUGAAUCCUGAGCGGGUAAGUUUUGGGGGCACUUAAACUGGGGAGCGGCGAGAGGCUGAGUGGGGUCGCUUCUCUUUCUCAUGCCCUUCGUGGUUAUAAGGGGUGGGGGGUGGGUUACCUUUCGCUGGCCUACCUUUCGCUGAAGGGGUGGGGGAGCUCUUAGGGUAAGGCCUGUAAAUGGCAUAAAGCUUCAUAGGAGCCUCUCGUUGCUGGAGGGGGGGGAGGGGGUUGGAGAUAAGGGAAUUGGAAAAACUGCUGCCCUAAUGGCAAUAUUCUGUAGAGGGGUCGGUCUCUUGCAGCAGGAAAGAACCACCAAAAAAGGAAAAUAAGAGAUGGUCUCCUACCAUCUCAAAAGACGAAUGCGUUUUUAUUCUGGCAUAAGCAUUCGUGGACUAAAAUAUAAGUGAUUUCUCUCUCUCUCUCUCUCUCUCUCUCUCUCACACACACACACACGCACACAAAACAACAACUGGGAUUUCGUAUAGGCAAGUGGUCGUAGAGUCAGUGUGGCAAAUGAAAUGUAAGUAAUAGUGACAGUGCCUAUUUGUAGAGGCCACACUAAUGGAGGUGGGGGAAAGAGACCCUAUGGACAGUCAUAAUCCUCUUAUUGUCUUGUCAUAUUUUUUUCCUUACUUGCACAGGAGGAGCCGGGUAAAAGAGUGCUCAGAGGGAUUUUGGAAGAAAAAGUGAAGGGAGGGCAAAGAGUAGCAAUUGGGGGAGGGGAGAGAAGUAUCCUGUGGACACAGUGAGGAUGUAAGGACUGGAAGGUCGUGAACCUGGGUGGCUGCGUGGGCACUCGUUGGUCUUGUUUGGGUGAAAGCUUGUUCCAAAGCUGAUGCCGCUGUCGUUCUUUUAAACUAGUUUGUCUUAUCUAGAGUUUUGGGACUAUUUGGUCCCAUUUUUCUCAGUAGGGAGGUACAAGUACAUACUGUCAGCUUAUGCUUGGUCCAAAGUUCAGUCCCUGGCAUCAACAGUUAAAAGAAACCAGCACCAGUUGAUGUAGAGAACUGCCCAUCAGAGGGCACAGUACUUGGCUAGAUAAACCCGAUACAAGGUAGCUUUUUACAUUCCUGUCAAGUGCUAACACAUCAUGUAUGUAACUCUAGUGUACAAAUGAAUUUAUCCAUCUUUUAAGAUGUCACAAAAGAUUGCUGCAACACACUAACAAAGCUAUCCCUCUGGAAGCAUAUACAGUAAUAGGUUUGCAGUCUGUGUUUAGCUUCUGAAAUGCUGGAGCUAAGAAAACAUUCCUCCUAUUUCCUUUGCAUGCCAACUUCAUCUUCAUUCUUGGCUCCUGAAAGUUAGUUGUGGUUAUUACUUGACAGGAUGGGAAAGAGUGCUUGGUACAUGUUCACAGGUACUUUAUCUUCGCAAGACUGAACCUUGGAAAUGGAUGCAGAUUCUAGAUUUAAGUUCCACCAACCUUGGUUCCAAUUAUUAGGUUUAUCAGAUGUUUACUAGAUUGCCCUGAAGCAAUUAUUGCUAAGCAUAGUGCUGAAAGGUGCAGCGUGAGAAUGUAAAGAACAAUUUCUAAGAAUGGCUCUUGGUGAGAUAUGAUAGUGAAGGGUGUGGGGACGAAUGUAGAGAGAAACUAUCAGUGCUGGAUGGGUUGUGGCCAGGUUAAAUCUCUGAAUUAUGGGAAGGACAAAAUUAGCCUGCAGCUAGUCUCCCAAACUAUGGGUGUAUCUGCUUCAUAAGAAGUGAGUUGGUGGUUACUCAUCUCAGCUAACUCUGUCACUCCUCAUUUCUCCUCAGUGUGUGUUUCUGUUGGUAACUCUCCAUCAUAUUCUUAUAUUCCCCCUCUCUUUCUGAAAUAUAUUGUAACUCCUCCUGCCAUGUGCCUCUUAAAUUAUCAUGGUGGCUUAACACAGUGCAAAAAUUACUAAUCCCUAUGGUGAGCUGUAUAAUACCUAAUGGUGAUUAAUAUUGUUUGUGCAAUGUCCUGAGAGCACAGUGCUUUCUUAAAUUUACACGACUUUCCUCCAGAGAUAUUUGUAUGCUUAAUACUGCCUCUCCUGAUAUCAGGUGCUUACAGAUUUGGCAGGGAAGAGGAAGCAGAUUUGCGGUCCUGUCUUCUGCUGAAUUUUGCAGCGUGGAUCUCUGCGCUGACUGUGCUUGUUAAAUGUGAGUUGUGCUAACACCUAUUUAUGUAACAUUGAAUUAAGGGGAAGCAAAAUGUAGGCAUUGGCAGUGAGUGGAUCAUGUUAAAGAGCAAAAGUGGGGUUCUGAGUCUUGUGUUCUGCCCCCAUAGCGCUUCAUUUUUAAAACUGUUUUUCCUUAGACUAGGAACGAGAAGAGGACAUUUUUAUUCUGUAGUUGAGGAUUGAGGGAUUGUUUGUGUGAGAGAACUGGUAGGUACAGUUCUUCCUAUAAGCUUGUCCUGAGGCCUCAAGUAGCUUCCAUUCCUUUAUUCUUUUAUGCUUCUGCUCUGUGCACAUUGGCAAAAAGCAUUUUGAAAUGGCAGCUGGCAAAUCACUCUUCCAGUUGCUUAGAAUCCCCUCAGUAGCCCAGUUGUCUAGGCUCUCCCUAAUCUUGCUUGCUAUGAGAGUUGAACAACCUGCUGCAGUGAAGAGGGUGGUGGGGACUCUUAAUUCUGUCAUUGGUUAGGCAAGGUUUGCCAUCUGGCCUUUCUGUCAAUGGCCUUAUCCUCCACAAAUUUGAUAUUUUAAAGCUGGUCAAGUUGGCAUCCGCCACUGCAUAUAGUGGGAGCAAAUUGCACUAUGCACUUUGUGAGCAAGUACUUGCUUUCUUCUGUCUUGAGUCUCCAACCCUCUAGCUUCAAUGUGUGUGUACAUUUCUUACUCAGUUUCCCCUCUUGACUUUUUUCUGAGCCGCCAAAGUUGUAAACUUUCUUCAAAGUGGAGGAAAUCCACCAGAAAUGGUUUUCUUCGAUAUCACCUCCUGCAGUUUGAGUCUCUUCUUGCCCAUUCAGUCUCCCUUUUUCCUUCUCUCACUUCACUUUUCCAUCACUUCUUCCUAAGUAAAACUUUGCUUAUUUCCUGCAUUGUGAUGCUACUGAAAUCCCACAUGUUUUGUGGCUUAUACCUCUGAAUUUUAAAAAAUCUUAUUGUUACUCAGCAUUCAGUGCCUGUUGGGGUGUUCUGUUUGCUUCUAGGCUGAAGUCCUGUUCUCUCCUACGUAGUAGUAAAUCCCAGUGAACUCAGUUGGAUUUACCUCUGAAUAGACGUUAUAGGAUUUCACUGUGUUGUUUGAGACUACCUCUCACUUUAUAAAAGCCAGACUCACUCAUUAUAUAUGUUGACUAAUUUUCUGUAAUGCACUGUUCUGAGAUUAGGCAAGCUACUGUAAAAGUGAGUGCCUUUCUACAUUUGGGAAUACUGCAACCUAUGUGUCAGGCAUGAAGGACAAACAUACUAAAAAUGGAAGCAUCUGAAUUGGUUUUCAAGGCAUGAUUCUUCUAUACAUUUGUAGAGGUGAGGAGGAAAGUUUUGAGACUCCUGUUACAAUAACCAGGAAUCAAAGAAUAUUGUUUAAGAAGCAGUCCUGUUUAGGUUUUGAGCGUUAUACAUAUCCAGGCAAUGCUAAAAGUGGAUAUCUUUUUGUCUUGCACAAUAAUUGAAACAAGUGUGCAGCUGGAGCUUUCUCUGCUGCAGAUUUUCUCACUUCCAAGGAGACAAGCUGGCAUUGACUUUCAAAUAUGUAGCUGGUGUUGAAUCCACCUAACUCAUUUAGCUGCAGUGAUUGCCCAAUAAACAACAAGAGUGUAUAGUCAGAGUGCCUUGAUCUUUGAGGAGUAUGUAAAAACCUGCAAAUGACAGCACUAAGUUAAAUAAGUUAAAUGAUACAAAUAAGUUAAAUAAGUUAAAUGCUGCAAGAUACCAGGCAUUUUGUUACAUCUUUGAGUGGUGUUGCCAAACAAUUCUGUAAAUAUAAUGUAGUUGACUUCUUCAAAUACAGACCAUAUUUCCAACCAUUUAUUUAGCUGUGACCUUUUAUUAAAAUGUCUAAUGUGGUAUCCUUUAUUUUUAAUAGCAUUUAUUACAAUAAUACAGAACAGUGAGCAUGCUGAUCUAAAGAAUUGGAGGACCUUCUGUAUGGAUAAAUUUAUUCCAUAAGUAUGUUCACUUAGUACCCCCCCCCCUUUUUACUGUUCUUUAGGCAGCAGGUAAAGUCCAUCCCAAUGCCAAGCCUUUUAUUUUUACAUAUUAUCUGAUCACCCCUUUUAAAAUUGUAUAGGUUGCUGUUUAAUAGUUUUUGUACUAGCUCACCGUUGCUUUAUUUUAUGUCUUUUGUGUUUUAUUUUUUAUAUGUGGUUUUGUUAACUGCCUUGAGGCUUAUGCAAAAGGUGGAAUAUAAAUGUCUUAAAUAAACUGAACAUCUGUUUCCAUAUUUCAUCGUGGCCUCCCAAGAGAUAGUUAAGAGAUUUUUUUUUCUUUUAGUAUUGGAGUUAUUUUCAACUCUGGCAGCUUCUAUGCUGCUUCACACAUAAUGUAUUUACUCUGUGUUUGCAUAUAUAGCACAGGUUACAAUUAUAAUGGAAACACUCCUUAAAACAUAGCACAAUGAUUAGCUCGAAAAUAUAUCAGAUGAAUAUCAACAAUGGAUGUUUCCGUAUAAUUCGGUUAAAAUUCCUUGCAUGGAAAAGAUAAAAUGUAUAAGCAUUAAGAUCUCAAUUGAAAACUUCUGUUUUGUUUUGUUCCCUGCUUGCAUAUGUUUAAGUGGAAAUAUAUCCAUGCAAUGAAACUUGGAUCUUCAAAAUGCAUUUUGUGCUGUUGUUCAAUGUAUCACUUCAAAAAUAUUUAACUCAUUAAAUAUAUCAUUUAGAGUUAAUGUACUUCACAGCUUGGUUGUCUGUUCGUUUACUGAGAUAGCUCAGUCAGUAGAGCAUGAGACUCUUAAUCUCAGGAUCAUAGGUUCGAGUUCCACAUUGGGUUCCUGCAUUGCAGGGGGGUUGGACUAGAUGACCCUUGUGGUACAUUCCAAGUUUAAAAUUCUAUGAUCGAUGAAAUUAAUUUUAUUGUCUUCAGUGGGGCUUGUUCCCUAGUCACCUACCUGGAAGUAUAUCUCAUUCCAGCAGAAAGCCCAUCAGUUAAAAAAUAGCCAAAAACAGAAUUUAUAAUAAAAUGCAGUUCACUAUGACAACAUAACACUUCUUUCCAAACCAGCAAUAAAACAUGUAUAGGAUUGCACUCUUUGGCCCAUAGCAGAAGCUUUUGUAUGAAGGUCUGGUAACUGUGCUUUAAAAUGAGUGCAGGGACUAGGCAUUUUGGAACCUGGGGGAGGAGAAUGUAACUGUAAUUGUGGGUAGUAACAUAAAUGAAAGGAAUAAUUGUAUGUUUGUGCCAUAGUAAUAUGGCCUGUGGUGCAAGUUUAUUUAUACAACUACUUAAUCACCUUUCCAGCCAAAUGGGCAUUCAAACCAACAUGUAAAAAGUUUUUUUAAAAAACCAUUAAUGAAUUUAAAAGCCCAUAAAAAUAUCAGUCAAUAGCUGAAACAGCUGCUCAAAACAAGACUAAUAACAGAUCAACCAUAAAUCUAUCCAACAUAAAUGCUUGGGUGGGGGAAGUAUCUUAAGCUGCUGAUGGUGGAUGCAAAAGGAAGCCCUCUGAAGUUCUCUAGGGAGAAUAUUCCAUAGGAUGUCAGCCAGUUAAAAUGGACUCCGGAUUGGAACUACUUCCAAAAAGCGGGCUACUGCAUUUUAAACUGGUUAAGCUUACUAACUUUCUAAGGAGAGCCCAACGUCGAGCAUGUUUUUGUAAUCUAAGUAAGACCUUGCCAUUGGAUGAAUAACAGUGGUGAGAACUUGGCUAGAGGACAAGUUAUAGCUGCCUCUUUGACCAUCUAAAUCUGGUAAGAUGUGUUUCUAACCAGAGCUGUGGCUUUAGGAGUCAAGCAUCAAAGUCGUGUGUUGGAGCACACCCAAGAUGCACACUUUCUCCAGCUCGCUAAUCAUAAUUUAUUUUGUCUUGCCAGGUUUCAGUUUUGUUAGCACUUAUCCAGUUCAUCAUGGUAUUGUAACUAGCAAUAACUUCCCAACAAUGAAGAUAACUUUGGCUUCUGUGAAAGGAGAUGGCUAUCCAUAGACCUUCUUUCUUCCCAACCCUUUCUCCUUAACAUGAAAGUUGUGCCAUCUCGCCUUCUGUUUCCACACUGGUCCCAUUCUGAUGAGAUUUCCUCAUCCAAUGAUGCUUUCUUCAGUCACACAUUAAGCCUUGCCUUUCCAAAAGCAUUCCAAUGCUCUGCGCUUUCCUUGAGAUUUUAUUUGUGCAAAUGUUUAAGUGGAACUUAGCAACUGCUUGGAUAGAAUGCUUUCUUAAAAUUCAAGUCACACAUGAAAACAAUUUAAACUGCAAAUUGGCUCUCCUUGGCAAGCAGGUCCCUUCUCCCUCCAGGUGCUGAAUGCAGAUGAUCUCAAAGCAGGCUUGGCCUAAGGAAUGAGAGAGGGUGACCGCCCAUGGCCCUCCAGUGAGCUUUGGCUGAGUAGGAGUGUAAAUUGGCUCUUAUGCAUACAGCCAAUCCUCUGGUCAGUGGUUGAUAAUUUGCUAGUUGCAGCUCUGGUCUGGAAUUUAAAAGGCCAGAAGCAGGUAAUGGAUCAGAAAACUGUGGCUGUACCAGAGCCAUGUGGAGGCUAUUAAACAUGUCUAUUGUGUAAGUGUUGUUUCUGGGUGGAACACCAGACAGCGUUUCAUGUAUAUCCAACAGUACUGUAUAUGGGACUUCAAACUAUCCCUUGUGUAGCAGGAAGAUUGCCUUUAGCUAUAGAAGGAGGUUCAAGCCAUUCAGGCAUAAGGUGUUCGAAAAAUAAAUUAUUAGUGGCUUGGGUCCUAAGUUUUUAUUUGUGAUCAGGAGAAGCUUCUGUUCAUGGAGGAAGAAUUCCUUCAUGGGAGGAACCCUUCCUUGUUAAAAACCCCUUCUGUCAACAAACACCUAAGAUCCCAGUCUAAAUAGACCAAGUACCUAUUUUUCAGUAUGUACUAAAGUUAAUUGAAAAUUUGCUGAUUAAUUCUCCAAACUUCACUGCUUACUACUUUUUUUUGCGAAGGUAUUGGGUUCAUUUGGAUUGAAGUGAACUACGGUACAUCCAUGCUGAUAACAGCCUGCAUUUUUAGCUGAAAUUGUUUUGGCUGUAAUCCUAGGCAUCCAUUGCAGGCCGGGAAUUCUUAGUUUCACUAGGUAGUGUCCAAUGAAGUAGAUCCGUUUAGCACAUAUAUUUCUGUAUGCGCAACGGAACUUCCUCGCCUGCCCCCCAUCUUCCCCAGAUUUGCUCCACAGGGUUGCAGGAAGCUCCAGAACAGAUCUAGUGGGGUGCAAUCAGUGGAACCGGAAGUUACGUUCCACAGCCAGAAGUCCUUGCACUAACCAGAUUACUUCAUUGGAUACCAUACUUUGUACUUAGGGAGACUUGAUUCUGAGUAAAUAUGCAGAUGAUCAAGGAAUGUGAUUUCUAUCUUGUCAGUGCAGCUGUCAUUUGGGAGUCUAAAUUCAAGUGACUAUUCCAUUCCACCCAAGUUAGACUAAGAACAGUUGUAUGAAGAUGAGGAAAGAGGUGGAAGUGUUGGUUGAAGCUUUAUUUCGGUCGAGACUGCUUUGGGAUCAUCUUUGUUCAACACCUGGAAGGAGAAAAGACCUGCUUGCCAAGCAGAGCCAAUUUGCAAUUUAAAUUGUUCUCCUGUGUGACUUCAAUUUUAAGAAAGCUAACUCCCUUGCCCAUUCAGGGCUGUAGAAUUAACUAUAUGAUUAUGUGUCGGUGAACCAAUAUAAUAAGAUUUUUUAAAAAGAAAAAUAUUGCAUUUUCCCAUUUUUUUCAAAGGUAAUGCUUCUGUACAAAUUCAUAUUCAGGCUUUUGUUGUAUUUUUUUAUUUUUUUUUACUUCCACGGUUAGGCAUAAUACUUUUAUUUUUCUAUUUUUGUAAAGCAUGAAAGCUUCCACAGAGAACUUGUAAGGGUGAGUAACAUGGGUGCAUGGUAGCUUAGAACCAGUAUUAAAAACUCAGCUAUACAAGCUAGGCGCCAGAUGGCUUCUUAAACCAGGGUUACAGUCACCAAAAUGGAAUGCCUAAUUGCCAUUUUGGGGCCAGACGUCUGGAAAGUCAUAUUUUGAAUACAGACGUACCUUGGUUCUCAAACGCCUUGUGACUCGAACGUUUUGGCUCCCGAACGCCGCAAACCCGGAAGUGUUUGUGAACUUUUUUUGGAAGCCAAGCAUCUGACACGGCUUCCGAUUGAAUGCAGGAAGCUCCUGCAGCCAAUCAGAAGCCGCACCUUGGUUUUUGAACAUUUUCGGAAGGUGAACGGACUUCCAGAAUGGAUCCCAUUCGAGAACCAAGGUACGACUGUAUGACUUUUUGGUUUCUGAAAUUCAUUCUGAUUGCAUAGAUAAAAUAGAACAGAUAGAAUUCUACAGAAUGUGUUACUAGUGUGUGAAAACAGUCAAGAUCCAAGGAUCCCCAGGCUUGUGGCCAGUAGCCAGGUACAAAAUGCAGCUGCAAAUUUCGAACCCUGCUUAGAACUCAAAUCAAUAUAUAACAUGGUGUGGGUAUGUUUGUGAUAAGAUUAGCUAGCUGGCAAAUGCACCAUUGUAGCCUGUGAGAAAGAGAAGUUAUUGUACAUACCUUUGUUAUAGCAUCCUGAUUUUAGUAUCCAGAGAGCAGAAGUGGAAUCGUUAGCUCAGUCUUGAAUGGGUGGCCAGAAAGAUUUCCUAAAGCAGCAAGUGUGAUUGUUCCCACAUAACUCAACAUACUUUAUAGACUGUAUUUAGAAGGGAGGGGACUUUGUGGUCUGAAUGGGUUUGUAUUCCUAUUAGGAAUGAUAUUAAAAAUGUACUUGGGAUGGCCUAAUUAUUCCAAUUACCAUACAGUAAAAUGUUCUGCCAAAAUGACAAAGAGAUAUGGGACUCUGAGAGUUAGAAACUAGGGCCACCGUCCUAAACAGCUACAGCACAGACAAAAGAGAAGAGUGUAUCCAGAGAUAUUUUUUUUAAAAAAAAAUCUGUAGCUGAACAGGCAUUCUGGUUUUAAAUAGAAAAGCAACUUGCCUGUUUGGCAGCGGUAAAAUCUGUCUCCGUACCGCUGUUGACAUAACCGCUUCUGCAAUGACUAUCUUUAGAAUUGUAGAUGUUGAGCAGUUUUGCUUGGGGUUCUUGUAUGGCUGUAUUCUGCUCAGUGUAGAAAUUGUGUAGGAUAUCAGUGCACUGCCUGAACUAGACAACAGAGAUUGAAAUCCUAGCAGUUCAAAAUAGAUACACUAGUCAUAGGGAGACUUCUCUGUUGUAACAGAACCUGUUAAAAAAAUUCCCUGGUGAUCUAUUUUCAGCUGUUAUCGGUAUUAUCUUACAUAUAGUGCUACUGAGGAAGUGCUUAACCUUGUACUCUUAGUUUCAUUGCUUUCUUUGAGUAACAUCACUGUACUGCACAUGCUUGAAAAGGUAAAGGUAAAGGUACGCCUGCCCGUACGGGCCAGUCUUGACAGACUCUGGGGUUGUGCGCUCAUCUCACUCUAGAGGCCGGGAGCCAGCGCUGUCCGCAGACACUUCCGGGUCACGUGGCCAGCGUGACGAAGCUGCUCCGGCGAACUGGCACCAGAGCAGCACACGGAACGCCGUUUACCUUCCCGCUAUAAAGCGGUCCCUAUUUAUCUACUUGCACCCAGGGAUGCUUUCGAACUGCUAGGUUGGCUGGCGCUGGGACCGAGCAACGGGAGCGCACCCCGCCAACCAUGCGAUCGGCAAGUCCUAGGCGCUGAGGUUUAACCCACAGUGCCACCCGCGUCCCACUGUACAUGCUUACUCAGAAGUAAAUUUCUUGUGAGUUUUAUGGGGCUUACUCCCAGUAAGUGCAGCUUAAUAUAAGAAAGUUUAAGUGGAAGUAUACUCUCUUACAGAUCACCCAUUUAUUUAUUUAUUUAAGAAAUCUGUUGCACAGGUACGCUGAAAUUGGUAGGUUUAAGCAGCAGUAAAAAGUUUAUGAAGUGAUUCAACUGAAAUCUGCUAAGUGCUACUAAAGAGCUCUCAACUAAGCUUUCGCAAUGUGAAUUGAGUAGGAUCGUGAUUUGACUUGUUCAAGAGUCCUGCAGCUGAACUUAACCUACUGAAGUUCUCAUGUUCUACCAAAACAGCUGUGCUAGGUUUUUUAAAAAAAACAGUUUGCAGCAAAGUUUAUAUUUCUGUAUGUUUGUUUAAAUGCUGACAUUUGUUUCCCUUGCUUAAUCCAAACAGGGGGAAAAUGCUUGAUCUGCCUUGUGUCAGUGUGGCUGAAAUACAAAAUCUAAGGACCUUUGCUUGCACUCUCUCUCUCUUUUUUAAGCAUUUGUGAUUUAUGGAAUAAUUAAGUCAUCGGCUGUAGGAUAUCACACACUGUGGCCUGGAUUGCAUGUAGCUCUAAGCCAAACUCAAUGUGAAAUCGUGAGUGUGCUGGUUCCAGAGUAGAGAUCAUGGCCACUACAUUCCUCCCUUGUUUGUCCUACUGUUGCCCUGCCAAGCUAACCUUGGUUUGGCUGAACCUGCCGUGUGAACCUGAGCUUGUGGGUUGUGCACUCCAGAUAAACCGCAAGCUAUAAAACAGUGCCCACAGUUUAUGGCUUGUGAUUUGUCUGGAGAGGACAAACUGCAAACUUGGGUUUGGAUGACACCCUAUGUGAAACUGUGGUUAUGCUCAGCACCUGUCGUCUCUUGUCUAGGAACCCUCACGCAUUCUCACUAAGCGAUGGUUUGGCUUAGUGAUACAUGUGAACUGGGCCAUUCCUGCUUGAUAAUUAAACCAUGGUUAAUUACGUUCGUGCCAUUCCACAGUCCUGUACUAGUGUCACUCUGGCAUAAAAUGGCAAUCUAUACUGUUACACUGCUAGGCUCUCUCACUGUUGUUUCUGAACACAAAUUAAACAAGUUGUGAAAUAUUUGUAAAGCACGGAUAGGUUACUUUUCAAUCACUGCAGCUUUGAAGCAGUAAUUGUCUUAUAGUUGAACCCAUAAGUUAUUAUUUGAAUAGAAAAUAGAAAAUCUGUUAUCUCUUGAAUGACCAGAGAGCUUCCAGAGUGAAAAUGGGGAAAAGCCAGAGGUGUUAGCUUCAAAAAUUCUGCCUUGUAGCCAUAAAACUCAUUAAUCCCGCAAUUACUGUGGCCAAAUUCAAGUGGUCUUUCCAGACUUUCAGUAUGAUAACUGUGAAACUAGUACAUUUCUACAUGCAUAUCAACUGCAGAAUAUUUUCUAAACCUAAGCAGUAGUCCAAAUAUAUGACUGAAAUACCAUCCUAAUAUCUUGUUGAAGUGGUGUGUUUAUAAAUAGCUGACCAGGGCCAGUUGCUGCUGAACAGUGUGACUGGGUGCUUUUGGAUCUGGUUUAUGCUUUCAGUUUCAGCACUGGACCAAAUAUUAAUAUUCAGGUAAUUACAGAAACUAGCAGAAUAAUAAGGGUUGUUCCCUCUUUUUUAACCAUUCCAGUUAUAUGGGCUUAAGAAGAUAGAUUUCUUUUCUUUCUACUUGAUUUGACAGUGCAUGGCAUAGUGAACUGCGGGUGUAAAAGAAUGACACUGGGUAAAGUGAUCAUGUUUUCUAUCAGACAACUGUUCUGUUUCUUUGACACAUGAUUAAGUGCAGUCAUUUGGGGGAUUCCUUUAUUGUUACUGUCCUCAUUAUUUUGGUCUAUAAAGCCCAGGAUUGCAUUUAAUACUGAUUUUAUGUAACUUGCAUGCUUUCUUAAAUUGUCAGGGUAUAUUUUUGGAUCCUUAAAACACAGUUUGCUAGUAAGAAGCCUCUAUCUCUUUGUUUAAAUGGUGUCUGAAGUGUUAAGACUUGUAUAUUGAAAGCAGAUGCUUCAGAAAUGAAUUUAAAGAAUAAUACUAGGCUAGAUAGAACCAAAUGCACAACUUGUGAAUAUCACAAUGUCUUCUUUGUUGUGAGAACUCUUGGUUCAUAAUUAUUUUAUCAGCUAGAAUUGUUCUCAGAUUAGCGAAAAGAACCCAGUGUUUUUCUCAGCAUUAAGGAAAUAACCAGAUACCAAUCAUGUCACUGAAGCAAGUUAUUCCCCUCCAAUCUUCAUCAGAAAUUAGUUUGAUUUAUAGCUGUGGUUUUUUCCAUGACAUUCCUGUAAUUACAAUGUAUUAGAAUAAUUAGAAUAAUCCCUGUAAUAAUCCUCCAAUUUUAUCUUCUACAAAUUAUAAGAAGUUGAGAAGUCUUUAUCCCAAUGAAAACUGGAUAUUUUAUUGCUUUAAUAAUUAUGUUGUAUGGUAGCAUGUUUUGUAUAUAGUUACUUGGUUAGCCCAUAAGUAUUAUGAAUAGUAUUCUUAGACAAUGUAUUUUUCAGAAACUAGUUUUUUUUAUAUAUAAAGUACAAUUGAAGUGAUCUGAUGAAUGGGGCAAUAGCAAAGGACACAAUUUAGAAUUUGAUGUUUCAGACAAGGCAGCUAUGCUGUAGAUCCAUGUUUCAGCAGUCAUACAUUUUCUUCUGUCUACAGCAUUCUAGAUUUCGUAGAGUACUUGGGGAAAAGUACUCUACCGUUCUCAUUUCUAGUGGGAACAGAGGGAAGAAUAGAAAACAACAUUUGGCUGUGUUUGUCUAGUAACAUAGGACAUACAUUUAAUCCUGCAUUAAUUUAAAAAUCUCCCUGGAAUCAGGACUGGAAUCUAAAACCUACUUGAGGCCUUUUUUCUUUGAACAUCAGUCCUUAAGCUUUAAUUGCUAGGUUCUUUUGGUACGAAAAGAAAGAAAGGGGAAUCUUUAAAAACCAGGAAUUGCACGAUGCAGAAGGUGAAUUGCUUUUCUGUGCAGAUUACAGAAGAUGUUUCUUUGUCUUUUUGCUCUGGAUCUUCAUGCUCACAGAAAUAAACUACAGCUUACUGCCUUGAAGUUUAUACUUGCACUGUGAAUUUUCCUCUUAUAUAUGCCGGUUUCAGUCAGUUUUGAUUAUACAAAAUUCUUUUUUUUUUUAAAGCAAUUUAUUGGAUUUUACAAUAGGAAUAAAUGUAACAAACAAUAUAACAUUCGUCUUAACGUAAUUUCACAUUUUCUUUGGACUUCCUCACAUCUCCCGCUCCCACCUUCAUCAUUAUAACAUUUUGUCAGCAAUUUAUCAUCUUAUUUAAAUUCUUAUGUCUCUUCGAUAUUUCAUAAUCUUAUAGUUCUCAUAAAGAGUUAAACUUUCACAAUUUUUCUUAUUUUCUUAAAAACUUCUAAGUUAAGUGGUGCUCAGUUAUUUAGACAAGCAUCUUAUUCAGCAUUCAAUCAAAUCACAAUGUUUUUGCAGGUAGUUCUUAAAUUUCUUCCAAUCCUCCUCGAUUCUCUCUUCUCCCAGGUCACGGAUUCUGCCAGUCAUUUCAGCCAGUUGCAUAUAGUCUAUCAGUUGCAUCUGCCAUUCUUCCAGUGUGGGUAGAUCUUGAGUUUUCCAAUGUUUUGCGAGUAGUAUCCUUGCUGCUGUUGUUGCAUACAUAAAAAAUGUUUGGUCCUUCUUUGCCACCCCUUGGCUGACAAUACCCAAAAGGAAAGCCUCUGGUUUCUUAGUGAAGGUAUAUUUAAAUACCUUUUUCAGUUCAUUAUAAAUCAUUUCCCAGAAUGCCUUCACUUUAGGGCAGGUCCACCAGAGGUGAAAGAACGUUCCUUCACACUCUUUACAUUUCCAACACUUGUUAUCAGACAGGUGGUAAAUUUUUGCAAGUUUGACUGGGGUCAUAUACCAUCUAUAAAUCAUUUUCAUUACAUUUUCUUUCAAAGCAUUGCAUGCAGUGAAUUUCAGUCCGUUACUCCAUAGCCUUUCCCAGUCCUCAAACAUAAUAUUAUACCCAAUAUCCUGUGCCCACCUUAUCAUAGCCGAUUUAACCAUUUCAUCUUGUGUAUUCCAUUCCAACAGCAAGUUAUACAUCCUUGAAAGUAUCUUAGUCUUUGGUUCUAACAAUUCUGUUUCUAAUUUCGAUUUCUCCACCUGGAACCCUAGUUUCUUAUCAUUUUUAAAAACUUCCUUAAUCUGAGCGUAAUGUAACCAAUCUCGCACUUUGUCUUUCAUUUUCUCCAAACUCUGCAAUUUCCAAUUGUCUCCAUCUUUUCUAGUAUUUCCCAAUAUUUUGGCCAUUUGGCCUCCAUAUUGGGUCUUUUCCGGGCCUUGGCUUCCAAAGGUGAAAGCCACCUUGGUGUUUUAUUUUCCAGCAAGUCUUUAUAUUUUGUCCAGACAUUAAACAGUGAUUUUCUAACAAUAUGGUUCUUAAAGGCCUUAUUUGCUUUAACUUUGUCAUACCAUAAAUAUGCAUGCCAUCCAAAAACAUUGUUAAACCCUUCCAAAUCUAACACAUCAGUGUCUUCAAGAAGUAGCCAAUCUUUUAGCCAGCAGAACGCUGCGGCUUCGUAAUACAACUUUAAGUCCGGCAGGGCAAAGCCCCUCUUUGUUUUGCAUCAGUUAGUAUCUUAAACUUAAUUCUGGGCUUUUGCCCUGCCAGACAAACUUCGAAAUGUCUCUCUGCCACUUCUGAAAGCACUCCAUUUUGUCCAAAACCUGAAGUGUUUGAAAUAAAAACAACAUUCUUGGCAAUACAUUCAUCUUAAUCGCAGCAAUUCGGCCUAACAAAGAAAGUUUCAAUUUUGACCAACUGUCUAAGUCUCUCUUAAUUUCUGUCCAACAUUUUUCAUAAUUAUCCUUAAAUAGACUUAGAUUUUUGCUGUUAUGUUUACCCCUAGGUAUUUUACUUUUUAACCACAUUAAGUUCCGUCUCAUUCUGAAACCGUUCUGACUCUGUCUCAGUCAAAUUUUUUCCCAAAACCUUGGUUUUCUGUUUAUUUAAUUUAAAUCCCGCCACCCGACCAAAGUCAUUAAUCAAUUGUAGUACUCUUUUCGUACUAGGCUCUGGCUUCUGCAAGGUCAAAACCAGGUCAUCUGCAAAAGCUUUUAGUUUAUAUUGUUUCUGGCCAACCUGAAUUCCUUCCACCAACUGGUCCCCUCUAAUCAUGUUCAAUAGCACUUCCAGAACCGAAAUAAAUAACAAAGGGGAGAUAGGGCAGCCUUGUCGUGUCCCUUUUUCAAUUUUGAACUCUUCUGUAACCACAUUAUUAACUAUCAGUUUAGCUUUCUGUUCUGAAUAUAUCGCCUCAAUCCCAUUCUCAAAACCCCGUCCCACUCCCAUCUCUUUUAAAUUUCCCAUCAUAAAUUUCCAAGAAAUAUUAUCAAAGGCCUUCUCCGCAUCUAUAAAAAUUAAAACUGCUUUUGUAUUUAUGUCAGUUUGGAGAAGUUCCAAAAUGUCAAUAAUGUUCCUUGUGUUAGCAAACAGAUGUCUACCUGGGAGAAAACCGGCCUGGUCCUUAUGAAUUACUUCAUUUAAAACUUUUUAAAUCUACUUGCCAAAAUAUCUGCAAAUAUUUUGUAAUCCACAUUUAAAAGGGAGAUGGGACGGUAGUUCUUCAGUUGUGUCUUUUCAGCUUCUGACUUUGGUAUCAAUGUGAUAAAGGCUUCCUUCCACGAAUCCGGUGCCCUCUUCCCUCCAUAAUUUCAUUGCUAACCUCCAUCAAGGGUUGUAUCAAAUAGUCUUUUAGUGUCUUAUAAUACUUGGAGGUCAGCCCGUCUGGCCCUGGAGAUUUGCCAAGUUGCAUGUUCUGAAUAGCUUGUUCAAUCUCCUGUCGUGUUAUUUUAGAGUUCAGGGUUGUCCUAUUUUCUUGUGACAGUUUAGAUAAUCCAUUUUUGCCAAAAAUUGUUUAAUCUCGACUUCGUCUUGCGGCCCUUGAGUAUAUAGUUUUUUAAAAUAUCUCUGGAAACACUUUCUAAUGUCCACUGGAUUCUGAAUGUUUUUCCAUCAACCUCUAAGUUUGUAACCGUAUUUAAUCUUUGUCUUCUCUUCAACUGCCAAGAUAGCAGUUUUCCACAUUUAUUCGCCGACUCAAACGUUUUUUGUUUCAUUAAUUUAAUCUUCCAUUCAAUUUCCUGAUUUAUCAAUUUAGAGUAUUGUGUUUGAUACAGUUUAAUUUCUCUCAGAGUUGGCUGUGACUUUGGAUUUACUCUUAAUUUCUUCUCUAAUUCUUUUAUUUUAUCCAAGAUCUUAUCUUUUUUCUCAUUUUGUGUUUUUCCUUACUACAUUCUGUUGUAUCAAGAAUCCCCUCAUGACAGCUUUGCUUGCGUCCCAGACAAUUCUUUUUCCACCGAAUUAUUCAUGUUUAUCUCGAAAUAGUCUUUCAAAACUUUUGGGCCUUCUUGGUAGUUUCCUGAUCUCUAAACAAAUUGUCAUUCAUCUUCCAUCUAAAGGAUCCAGUUGGUAGUAGUGUCAUAUCCAUCUUUACUGCGUUGUGGUCAGAACAGGUCUUUGGGCAGAUUUCCACUUUUCUAACCCUAGGUGCCAGGCCCCUAGAAAUCCAUAUUUGGUCGAUUCUUGUCCAGGUCAGUUGGGCUUCAGAAAAGAAUGUUCCUUCUCUACCUAGUGGGUUCUUUGUUCUGAUUAUACAAAAUUCUUCCUUUAUAUCACUUCCUGGAGAUCUAUAACGGAUACAUGUUGCUGCUGUUUUAGGCUUGCUGUUUUAGGUUUGUUCAGAAGUAGAGAUUAUUAUUAACUAUUGUGAUGAGAUGAUGAGCUGCUUGUGCAUAAAAUCGUAUCCCCUCAGAGUUUGUUCAAGUCCACAAACCUCUGUCUGUGACGGAGCCCCUCAGACAUGACUCCUCUAGUCACUAGCAGAUUCCGACAGUGGUUGCUUUCGUAAUCGCUUCCAACAUAAAAGCUCCUUAACGGAAACACGUCUUCUGGACUCUCUGCGUGACAGUUUCCGGCGAGGAGUGGGUGUUCUUACAGGAGGUCCUGAAACCUCCCCACUGUUUUCGCUGGAAGUGUCUCUGAGCCAUCCCUCCAGCUCAGCUCCUCUCCCCCUGCUGGUUCCCUCUUCAGCUGCUGCGUCUCUCCCAACCUGUGUGAGCCCUUUCACCUCCCUGCUGGUUCCCUCUUCAGCUGCUGCGUCUCUCCCAACCUGUGUGAGCCCUUUCACCUCCCUUCCGUCCGAUGGCAGUUCCCUGACAUCCACCUCCCCUCCAGGGCCCCCUUCACCCCCUCUCGCCCCCUCCUCUACGGGCGGUGAGGAGGCAAAACCCGGAAUGAACUUCCUUCAUCUUCCGAUGUCUCGAACACUUCUCUCAACCUGUUGCGGUUCCUGGUCUCGAAGUACACCUCCUCCUCAGAGUCCAUCUCCCCUUCCCCUUCCGAGUCCGGGAAUCCUUCCAACUCCUCCCCUUUAUCAGUGGUCCCAAAGUAUUCCCUCCGGAACCUCUCCACAGGCUGAGGUUUCCUUGGGAACCUUUGAUGGAACGUUUCUAUCAAUACCUCGUCAUUGAUAUCUUCGGCCAUUACCCAAGUGUUUUCUGACUCCGGUUCUCCUUCCCACGCUACCAAAUACUCCACCUGAUCCCCCUUCCACCUGGCGUCGAGGAUUUCUGCCACAUGGCUGCUGCAUUCUCUUUCUUCUAUGACCGGUCCCCGGUGGCCAGCCCUUCUCGUCCCCCUUCGUACGGUGACAGUAACGACCUGUGAAAUACUGGGUGCAGUUUCAUGUGGUUGGGUAACCGGAGCCUGAAAGCCACUGGGUUGACCUGUUGAAUGACCUCAAAGGGACCCAACCUCCUGGGUCUUAAUUUCUUACAACCUCCUUUGAACGGCAACCCCUGGGUUGACAGCCACACCCUAUCUCCCACCCUUAUGGUUUCACCUUCCCUUCGGUUCUUGUCUGCCUGCCUCUUGUAUUCUUCCUUCGCCCUUUCUAAGUUGAGUUGGAGCUGACGAUGGAUUGCUUCCAUUUCUUCCACAAAAUGCUCGGCUGCCGGGACGCUCCAUCUCUCCCCAUCUNCCCUGGGAAAGCCCUGGGAUGACACCCAUAAUUAGCCAAGAAGGGGCUCAUCCCUGUGGACACAUUCUCGGCAUUGUUGUAGGCAAAUUCCGCCAGCGCCAACUUUUCUACCCAGUCAUUCUCUCUGUCAUUGACAUAACACCUCAGGUAUUGCUGGAGGACACCGUUUGCUCUUUCCGCCUGCCCGUUGGUUUCAGGGUGCCGGGCAGUCGAAAAAUUGACCUCCACCUGCAGUAAGCUCAUGAGCUUCCUCCAGAACCUGGAAGUAAAUUGUUUUCCUCGGUCUGAGACCACCCUCAAUGGCACCCCGUGCAACCUAAAAAUGUGUUCUACAAAUAACUUCGCUGUCUCUUCCGCCGUGACUGCAUGCGAGCAAGCUACAAAGUGGCACAUCUUUGUUAGUAGGUCUACCACCACCAUGAUGGCUGUUUUCCCUUUGGACUUCGGCAGAUCAGUCAUAAAAUCUAUCGACACUGCCUCCCCAGGUCGGUCUGGGGUUGGUAAGGGUUCUAAUAGCGCCGCCGGCGCCCGCCUUUCCCUUUGGCUCUCUGGCAUUGCUCGCACCCUCUUACAUACUCCACGUACAUCUUCCCUCACCUUAGGCCACCAAAAUUCCCUGGUGACCAACCACAUGGUUUUGUGUUGUCCAAAAUGCCCCGCCGUAGGGCUGUCGUGCAACUGCUUGAGUACCCUCCCCCUUAACUCUCCUUCAGGGAUAUACAGUGCCCCUUUGUAAUACAAAGCUCCAUUUCUUUCCUCGAAACCCCUUGGUUCCUCUCCCUCACUCCUAAGACCUCUGAGCUUAUUCUGGGCGUAUUCAUCAUUCUCUGUUUCCUCUACCAGUUCUCUUUGUCCCACCAAUGCCGCCCCACACACCCAGCGGUCCUCUGGAAUGACAUGUCUCUCUUCGGGUGCCCCAGCCCCUACCAAAUAUUCAGGUUUGCGUGAGAGAGCGUCCGGCGUCAUGUUCUCUGGGCCUGGCACGUAAUUAAUCUCAAAGUUAAAUUUGGAGAACUCCUGGGCCCAUCUCACUUGCCGUUGGUUGAGCACUCGUGCCGUCCUCCAAUACUCUAAGUUCUUGUGGUCAGUGCACACUUGCACCUUAUGUUGUGCGCCAAUUAGCAGGUGCCUCCAUCUCCGGAACGCCUCAUGAAUGGCUAGUAGUUCUCGGUCAUACACCGUGUAGUUCCUCUCGGAUUUGUUCAGCUUUCGCGAAAAAAAAGGCACACGGUCUCCACUCUGACCCCUUCUUCCCUGGCUGCAGAAGCACCGCCCCAAUCGCUCUGUCUGAUGCGUCAGUUUCCACUCUCAUUGGUUUUUGUAAAUCCACAUGCAGGAGUUGUUGUUCCGAGGCGAAGGCCCUUUUUAGUUCCUCAAAUGCUCGCUCCGCCUCCUCAGUCCACACGAACUUCUUCUUACUGCUGAGACAGUCCGUAAUGGGCGCCGUCAGGUGGGCAAAGUUUCGGAUGAACUUACGAUAGAAGUUCCCAAAUCCUAGGAACCUCUGCACAUCCUUCUUUGUUUUGGGUGUUUUCCAUUCCAGCACCGCCUGGACCUUGCCGGGAUCCAUGGCCAAUCCCUUGUCAGACAGGCGAUACCCCAGGAAUUCCACCUCCUUGGUAUGAAACUGACACUUCUCCAGUUUCACCCACAGCUGGUUGGCUUGCAGCCUGCUCCAACACUUCUCUGACGUCUCUCACAUGCUGCUCCUCAUUCUCAGAAUACACCAACACGUCGUCUAAAAGGCCACACAAUUCUUGUAAAGCAAAGGCCCCAGGACGUGGUUCAUAAACGAUUGAAAUGUUGCGGAGCCUGCUUGUAGGCCGAAGGGCAUAACCAAAUAUUCAAAUGCCCCUAAAGGGGUGAACAUAGUGGUUUUCCAUUCAUCCCCCUUCCUUAUUCGUACCAGGUUGUACGCCCCCCUUAGGUCCAGCUUUGUGAAAAUCUUUCCCUUCCGCACCCUUGUCAAAAUGUCGUCAAUCCUGGGCAUAGGGAAGGCUACUGGUUCUGACACUGCAUUUAAGGCCCUGAAGUCACACACCAGCCUCGGCUUGUUCGUGUUUUUCUUAUCCACAAAAACACUGGGCUGCCCCCACCGCCCUGGACUCUCUGAUGAACCCUCUCUUCAGGUUCUUGUCAAUGAACUCUCUUAACUCCUGCAUCUCUCUGUCUGACAUGGCGUACAGCUUGCCUACAGGGAGCUGUGCUCCAGGGAGUAAGUUGAUUUGACAGUCAAAGGGUCUAUGCGGGGGUAGUUGGUCAGCUUCCCUUUCGCUGAAGACGUCACGGAGAUCUGCAUAUUGUCGUGGUACCUUCACGUUCUCUGUUACUUCAGUCCCUGCUAGGGUGGCUUGGACCCCUGCCAAACCCUUUCCCUCUUUGCAGUGUUCUAAGCAAUGUGCUGAACCAAAAGAAACCACUCUCUGAUGCCAGCCCACCAGCGGAUCAUGUAACGCUAGCCAGCUCAUCCCCAAUAUAAUGGGAGCUCCUCCCAAGGUGGCCACAUUAAAAGCUAUCAGUUCGGUGUGCCUUGCUACCUUCAUUAUCAUUGGGACGGUCUGCAAGCUGACUUCUCCUCCCAACAGCUCCCUGCCAUCGAUCGUGGUCACCUGCAGGGGCUGCUUAAAGGAUCGUCUGUAUCUGGUGUUCAGCUGCAAACUCUUUGCUCAUGAAAUUGCAGGAGCUGCCUGAGUCCAACAGCGCCUUUAUCUUUAGAGGGUGUCCGUUUGGCAGCUCUAGCGUCACUUCUAUCACUAGGGCGGGUUUAGGAGGUUCUGGCGUGGGCACUCUCACUGCUCUUUGGCCUGGCUGCUGUGCCCCGACAGUGGCAGCCAGGCGUUGGCUUUUACUUGCUCCGGUAUAUCUUCCUCUCUUCCAUCCACAGCUCCUACCAUCCCUUGCCAUUCUUUCCUCUGGGGGCAGACUCUGGCAAAGUGACCUGGCUGUUGGCAGAGAUAGCAUUUCCGGGCGCCUUUUCCCUCCUUUUUUUCCCCCCUCACUGGGCUUUGAAACUGCGCGCGCGCGCGCUGUUCCGAUUUCCAUCGGCUCUGCCGGUGGGAAAGUUGGCUCUGGAAUGUCUGGAAUGCGGAACUCCUUCCAACGUUCCCCUUUCCCUUCCCGCCUCUCCAAUGCUCUCGCCUCCUGGCGCGCUCCUAUGGCCAGCGCUGAUUUGGUCAGCUGGUCCAUAGACUCCACCCUGGGCGCCCGGGAAAGUUCGUCUUUCACAGCCGAAGAAAGCCCUUCUUCAAAGAGCAUUUGAAUGGGUUCCGCCGAUAAGUCCCACCCCAAUCUGUGAACAAGCAUGGUGAACUCAGUCCAGUACUCACGGACAGAUCGGCUCCCCUGUUUGCAAGCCAUUAACUGUCUGCGCACCACUCCCUUUUCAAUAUCGCUGGAAAACAUCAGAUCCAUGGCGCGAAAGAACUUCAUUGUGUCCUUUAGGACGUCACUAUUCGCUGCCAUCAGGGGUCUAACCCAGUCUCUCGCCCCCUUUUCAAGAUGCUCAAUCACGAAAGCCACUCGUGAUUCCUCGUCAGGGAAUUCAUCAAACUGCAGAUUGAGGGCAUAUUGCAUUUCUGUCCGAAAGCCAUGAUAGUUUUUGGGCUCCCCCCCAAACUUCUGCACCAAUCCUGGUACCUUUCUGGCGAGCUGGGUGGCUUCCCCUUUUUGUCUGCAUCCUGAGCCCUCCUCUCCUCAAGCCUCGCCGUCUGCAUCGCUAGCUGGACCUCCAACACCCGGUACCUUUCUUCCAGGCUUGGACCCACUCCAGCUCCUGCUUCUCCGGUUCCGGCUGGGUUGCUCAUGAUGCCUUCUCCUGCACAAGCUGCUUUCAAAGACUGUCGGAAUGCUGUGAUGAGAUGAUGAGCUGCUUGUGCGUAAAAUCGUAUCCCCUCAGAGUUUGUUCAAGUCCACAAACCUCUGUCUGUGACGGAGCCCCUCAGACAUGACUCCUCUAGUCACUAGCAGAUUCCGACAGUGGUUGCCUUCGUAAUCGCUUCCAACAUAAAAGCUCCUUAACGGAAACACGUCUUCUGGACUCUCUGCGUGACAGUUUCCGGCGAGGAGUGGGUGUUCUUACAGGAGGUCCUGAAACCUCCCCACUGUUUUCGCUGGAAGUGUCUCUGAGCCAUCCCUCCAGCUCAGCUCCUCUCCCCUGCUGGUUCCCUCUUCAGCUGCUGCGUCUCUCCCAACCUGUGUGAGCCCUUUCACCUCCCUGCUGGUUCCCUCUUCAGCUGCUGCGUCUCUCCCAACCUGUGUGAGCCCUUUCACCUCCCUUCCGUCCGAUGGCAGUUCCCUGACAACUAUGUGCUCUUUUUUUAAAAAAAGGUAUAAUAUCAUUGUAUAAUAUAUUUUCAGAAAAAAAUAAUAUCAAUAACUAUGCUGGGUAAAGUAGCAAGAGCAAAUGUCUGCUUGUGUAAUGGGAUUUUUACAACUUCCUUCCCCCUCUAUCUCCUGCUCCCAAAUAUGUUCCAGGGGGGUUGGAGGACCUUCCAGAGCAAAUAUUGGAGGUGUGUCAGGGCGGAGGCAAGAGGGGCUAGGGCUGGAGUGGGGAAAAAGAAAGUUCCAUUGCAGAAAUUGAUUUCCAUGCACACAUGGGUGAACAUCACCGGAUAUUGCCCUUUAACUUCCAUAGCCCUUCCAGUGUUGACAGUUGGCAAAGUUAUUUAUUUUUUUAUUGAUAAGUUGGCAGUGCCACACAAAACCUAUGGGCCUCCAGAUGUGGUUGGACACCCAACUCCCAUCAGCUCCAGCCAGCAUGGCCCAAUGGUCAGGGAUGAUGGGAGUUGGAGUCCAGCAACCUCAGGAGGAGCACAGGUUUCCCACCCCUGCCCUACACCUUAGUGCUCUUUUGGAAAUCAAUAGUGGUUAAAACGACCUAACUUUAGCAGACUCAGCCUUGCAUUAUAUAAAAAGUAGAAUUCAGAAACAUGUUUGUUACAGAUGGUAGACCAUAAUCACUUUUCUUCCAGAAUACUGGAAAAUAGUGUCACACAGCAAAAUCAGCUUGACAAUUCCUUUUAAUCUGAGUGUUUUAAGUUAAACAGGGCAAACCCAAUAGGCUGUAUUGUUAGAUGUUCUACGGCGCUGGCAGUGGCUGGUUCUUAGUCAAUUCAAAACAGAGCUACAGAUAAUUGCAUUAAUAAAAUGUUCACAUCAUCCUGUUUCCUUUUAUUUAGGUUUUUUGUCCGUUCCUUGAUGAAAAUGGCAGCCAACAACGCAGUUUUGAACAGGCUGGAGCAGAAGGGCGCAGAAGCGGAUCAAGUUAUCGAAUACCUUAAGCAGCAAGUGGCUCUUUUAAAGGAAAAAGCCAGUAAGGCAUCAGUCUUUGACCUUAUCAUUUAAAUGUGCUUUGUCAUAAAACUUGCAUGCAAAAUCUGUGAGCAGAGUUGAGAAUUUUUUACUGUGAAUCUAGCCCAGUAUGUAAACCCCAGAAUUUAGGUUAUACCUUCCCUGCAGCAAGCAAUAAACGUGCUAAGUUUCCUAUCGUUUUAAAAAGCAAAGGAAUUACCAGGUGUCAAAACAGCAUUGAUACUUGGCAGGCCCCCAACCUUAAUUAUUGUCAUGGCUGUAAAAUGAACAAUUCCUGAAUUAACUUUUAUACUUGAUGGCACAAGGUCUUCUCUUCUCAGGGAAGGUACAUAUGGAAAAUGGUAUGCCGGGCCAUGUAGGGCUUUAUGGACAAUAAUAAACACAUUGAAUUAUAUAGAGAAAAUAAUUGUCAGCCACUGCAAAUUUCCAAGCUGUUUUCAAGAACAUCCUCUAUAGAGCGCAUUCAGUAGUCUAAACUGGGAGGCCAGUACCUUUGUGAUUUAACAAGGAAUAGGAGCCAGUGCAUAAAAUUCAGUUAAUAAAACAUUUCUAGCAACUAUUAUCUUCUGGACAUCCAGGUAGAGUGCCAGGACUAAAAGCAUGCCAACAUUUUAAAGCUGAUGCCAGCACGUUGUAGCAACCCUGAAAACUUAAAAUGGAGGAUUUUUACAGAGCAUUGUGCAUUGUGGUAUGCUGGAAUUGAUAUUCUCCUGUUUCUUCCAAACAAACAUAAGAUAGGUGUCCCAAUAUUGAACUCAUUUAAAUAGUAGGUGCUGCAGAAAUGUAGGAGAUGGUGUGCACAUUUGUAGCUCCCAACCACAAAAUGGAUUUGAAGUAUAGCAUGUAUAUUUUAAUGCCUUCCAAAAGAUGUGUGUAUCUUGAGAAUACUCACUGGAUAUUUUCAUACACGGUUCCUUCAAUUUAAUAAUACGGUAAAGACACAUGGUUCAAAUCUGCUUGUUUCCAAAAGUGUUUGGGUACUUUUUAUUUAUUCUGCUGGUUCCCAUAGAUUUUAAUUUAAAAGUUUUAGAGUUGUGGUGCUAGUUUGAAUUUUUGUAUAUUAGUGUGUAAACUGUCUUGAGAGCUCAGUUCAGGCCUAUUAAAUCAGAUCUGUGUCCCUCUGGAUUUUGUUGGACUAUAAUUCCUCUCAUUCUUCACUAUGUUGGCUUGCGCUGAUGGGAGUUGGAAUCCAACAGCAUCUUGAGGGUCGUUGGUCCCCCAUCCCUGUAUUAGAUGAAUAAAAAUGUAAUUCCUAUUCAUGGGGAGAGGAGAGUUAAAAUCCACAGGGUGCAGAAAUAUUAAGCCCUCUUUAAAGAGCAAGAUAGCAAACUCUUUCUCAUGUGUGUGAUACCAUAAAAGGGCCAAGUCCAGUCCUUCUCAAGGUGCAGAGAAUUCUGCUAUAACUAGAGCUGACUGUACUGAAUGGUGGCAUCCUCCUCUUAAAGAAAAAAUAUUGCGUGAGAGCUGUGUAAAUGUAAGCCACCUGACUCUGAAGAAUUUACAGUUUGCUUCUCUAGCAUUGUUAAAAGCCCACCAUAUAAAACCGUCUUAUAGAAAUCAGAUGAUUGAUCUGUCUCUACGCUUGACUGAAAGAAUCUCCCUAAGGUCUUGGUUAUAGGCUAUCCUACCCCUAAACCCAUAGUCCUUUAGCGAGAGAUUCUGGAGAUGGACAUACAACUUUAUACAUGUAGAUCAUGUGAUUGAUAACUAAGCUUUUAGCACAUGCUGUGAUAGUGCUAAUUAAUAACCUUGUGCAGCUUAUUGUGACUUUAAUAACCCUUCAACAAUUCGUCUGCAUGGAUUCUUAAUUGUUUGCUUUCAGCAUUGAUUUGCCCAAGAGUUGGUUAUGAUACCUAUGAAAUUCUUUGACUAGGUCAAGAUUAAAAAACCACAAAGCCCCAAUCUGUGUUAUAUAAUGAUCUAGAGCCCCAGUUGAAGCUCUUUAAGCAUAUUUUUUACCUUUUGUUAUGCUUAUGUGCUUGUGUACAUAGUUAUAUAUUCCAGUGGUUUAAAGCAGGCUUUACUGACCUCUAGCACUCUAUAAAGAUUUUUGGACUUCAACUCCCAUCAGGCCCAGACAUACUGCAUGUUGCUUGGGGCUGAUGGGAUUUGGAAUCCAAAACAUCUGAGGGGCACUAGAAGCUGACAAAGGCUGCGUUAACAUUUGUGGACUAUAGCACAAAGCGAAAAAUAAGUGUCUGCCACCUUUUUGAUUGUAUUAUCUCCAGGUCCAGGGUUUUUAGCAUAUUGUUCAAUGUGUCUGAACCAAAGCCUCACAUUAAAAAAUUAAAAUUCCAAAGGAGUCAUUUUGGCCUAGGAUCAACAGACAAAUGUUCUGUUUAUAAAUAUAGGAGAUCAAACCUUUCAACAGUUUCUGCAUUGCCCUCAGGUAGUGCCUCUAGAGUUCAUUUCACUAUAGUUUACAGAGAAAUGCUCUGUCAUCUUCCUUCCACCCCUGCUUUCCUGAUGUAGUUAUAAGGAAGACUUUUAAACUAAAGAAUAAACAGUUUGGCUAUGCAUUCCAUUGUAAUAGGCAUACAAUACAGUUCCAAAUUGUAUUCCCACAAGAACCUUAGAGCAACAGCUCAUUUCUCAGAGCAGGUGCCAAGGAAAAGGGGAGCUGGGGGGGGGAGGUGCCCAAUGUGAUUAAAAAGUCCAAUUCUAGCUAUGCUGUGGAAUUAAUUGAAAAAAUACCUAAGACUCAGCAGUAGUAACAGAUAUUAGUGUGUCAUUUUGACAUUUGUGUGGGAUGGUAAAAUAUCUUUAAUAACUGAGAAAACUGAGGUGUUAAGUAGCUAUAUAUGGGCAUUCUGUGGAAAAGCAAGGGAUAGAACUCACAUCUCCUGCUCUCAUUUCCAGAACCUUAAUGGAAAAAACAUCUUUCCUUUUAGUUGCUAUGUUGAGACUUUCUCUGUUGUCACGACUUUCCCCCCUCGUUUGCUUUUUUUUAAAAAAGCUGAUAGUUUCCGAUUUCCCCCCUACAACAGAAUCAAUCUGGAAUUUGAGCACUGCAAGAAACUCCUAAUGUGCUCUGUAGUCCCGUAUUUUUUUUGUCUUAAUUUGAUUAUUGCCCUAGGUUUUUUUUUAAUAGGAAAGGAUUUUUUUUUUAAAGAAUAUUUAUUCCAAUUUUAAGAUUACAUAGAAAGAAAAAAGCAAAAAAAAAGAAAAACAAAUCACAUACACCCUACAAAAAAACACCACACAAUACAGAAAAAAAUACAAAGGACAAAAAAUCACAAUACAAAAGUAACAAAUAUCAAAUUAAACCAUUAAGAUCAUUUUCCCAUUUACUUAUUUCCAAGACUUCCUCUCACUUCUCUGCUUUGUAUUCUAAUUUAAAUCGUAUCUCCAGCAAACCCUUCUAACCUUCUUUUCAUUUACUUAAUUUAACAUUCAAAAAUAUUUAAUUCUCCUCUAUUUUUUAUUUUACACUACAUAUUUCCUUAUUCCAUUAUACUCUGUCUGCCAAUACGGUCUAAUGUUCUUCUCCAACCUUUUCUAGCAUUCUUUUAUAUUACAGUAUUUCUGAAGAUAUGUUUUAAAUUUUUUCCAAUCUUCUUCCAUCGACCCUUCUUCUUGGUCUCGUAUUCUGCCGGUCAUCUUAGAGGGGGGGAGCAUAAAGAAGAGCACUAAUGCAUGAAUUGUGAUUCUUCUGUUUUUUGAAGUUUUAAGAAUAAGUGGGUCUUAAGUCAACUUUAAACCCUUAAACCCUGAAUUUCAGAGUUGUGAAAUUAAGCUUUCCCUUUAUGACAGUAUUGUGUAUGUGAUUCCUAAUGGAGAAUUUGUCUCCUGUAGUCUUGCAGGCAUCCCUGAGGGAAGAGAAGAAGCUUCGUGUAGAAAACGCUAAACUGAAGAAAGAAAUUGAUGUGCUGAAACAAGAAUUGAUCCAGGCUGAAAUUCGGAAUGGAGGUGACUGAAAUGGGGUUGGGGGUUGGGAGAGCAAUGUCGUCUUAAGCAAGUGUGGCUUCUUCAUUCAGUCUGCAGAACACUCAUUUCCCAUACCAAGCGGAGAAAUAUUUGGGAGGCACUGAAGGGACAAAGUGUAUUUUGGGGUGUAGAGGAAUAUUUACCCUAAUUCUUAGAUUUAUGAAGAAAAAUAUUGGUGGUAAGCUACUUGUCUGGGUAGUAUUCACUACCUGUCUGACACCACCUAUACAUUUUCUUCUACUGCAUCAUAGCAAACCAUAGUAACAUUUGCAUGCUACACUUUCUAAAAUGUUACUCUACAUGCCUUUAGGAUCUGGAAUGUUGUGAGAGGUGAAGUUGAGCCAGCAGACAAACUGGAGCAUCAAGAAUCAAUCUUGGGUGCUCCUUUUAUCAAAUUUGCAAAUUCUAAGCUGUUUUGGUUGAAAACUGGUGGUGGAGGGGGGAAAGGGAUAAACGGGAAUUUUAUUUGUGCGUGCAUGCAAAAUACAUACAACCCUUAUAAGUGACAUUUUCUUCUUAAUUCUAAAGAAUGGGGGGAGCUGUCCCAGGGGGCAGGAGACGAAGAGGAAAUCCUGUUGCACAAGCAGAAAUCCGAUUGCAUGAUAUUGGAAGCCAUUAUCCACAUUUUGCUUCCUUCAAAAUUGUGCAUACAAAAAUAUUUUCUGUGAGCCUCUGAGUACAUAGAAAUCGCCUAAGUUUGUAACUUACAAACUUAAUUUUAUGCUUGCCAUAGUGUACUAUGAACUUUGUGUACUAGGGACUUUGGCUACAUGCAGCCAAAUGAGAUGAUAUCAUCCAAAGGAUAGGUGGUGUUAUCACUUAAAGAGUGUGUGUGGUGCACUCUGCAAGUAAAAACCUUGUCUCAUUGGAAUGGAUGGGUGGAGAAGAGAAAUGUUUUAGCCCUGUCCAAUCCUUGUUGUGUUAGGGGAACACUCAACUGUAAACCAGGUCAAAAGCAUACGUUAGUAACAUUAUACUAAUUUUAUGUACCAUGUUAGUAAUAUUAUAUUAUGUUAGUAAUCUUAUACUAAUUUUAUGUACUAUGUUAGUAAUAUUAUAUCAUGUUAGUAAUCUUAUACUAAUUUUAUGAUGUGUUUGUCCUCUAGCUUGGUAUGAAGCUAUUGUCCAAAUCAAUAACUUUAACCUAUUGAUUUUUAUAUUUCAGUGUAUUGUUUCUAACCUAUUUUAAUCUGCUGACUAAAAUGCCACAUUUAGCUAAGGCUACAAUCUAACUUGGAAGCAAGUCUCAGUUCAAUCAGAAUUUAUUCUAAUUAACGUGAUUGGCACAGUUAAUUCUUGCUGCUAUCAACAGUGUGAUUGCCUAUUAAUUCUCAUGAUGCUUACCCAUAAAAGCCAGAAGGAUUAAAUUUAAUAUGUGUAAGUGAACCCAGACAUUUGGAGAUGACAGAAUCCCAAUAUUGAAAUUUAUCCCUGCAUUUUAUUACUACUAAUAUUUCACAAAACCUUUGAAACCUACAGGACUCUCGUUUUUGAUUAAUGGAUUGAAUUUUAGCAUUUUAUACAUUUUAUUAAAUAAAUGUAUAAUAUUCCUGCAUUAAAUAUAUCUUGGAAAUGUUUUGAAUCUUUCUUUGUGUUUAAUGUAGUGAAACAAGUCUCUCUGCCGUCCAGUGAAACACCUUCUGCAACAGCAUCCUUUUCAGAAGAAGUCUCUCAGCCUGCCGCUGCUGCAGCGGCCCCAUCUGGUCCUAAAGACCAAAUUAAAGGAACAAAUGAAGAAAAGAAGAAAAAGGACAAGACGGAAAAGAAAGGUGAUUUUACAUAUGCUACUUGGAAAUGUUUGAAGUUCAGUUUCAUUAAUAAACAUCAGAAAGGAAUGUUAUCAAGGCAGAAGUUUUUCAGGAAAAUUAUUCCGGACUAGGUUAGGCAAGGUGGUAAGUGAAUGUAGCUUAUGUGAAAUAAAAGCUCGGAAGUAACUAAUGAUUUCCAUUUAAAAAUGCUCCUAAAUUUCCAAAGUAAUUUAGUUUAAUACCAUAUCCUUAGAAAUGAAAAGAGAAUUAUUAGAAUUGGAGGAAACAAGUGGGGACACGAAACAAACCUGUAUCCCCACUUCUUGUUCAGUGCUCCAGCCAUCUUGGAAUAGGGGCCAUAUAGUCCGGGGUGGAUAAUAAUAAUAAUAAUAAUAAUAAUAAUAAUAAUUUAUUUAUACCCUGCCCAUCUGGCUGGGUUUGCCCAGCCACUCUGGGCGGCUCCCAAGAGAAUUAAAAGCACAAUAAAACAUCAAACAUUAAAAGGCUCCCUAAACAGGGCUGCCUUCAGGUGUCUUCUAAAAGUCAGAUAGUUGUUUAUUUCCUUCACAUCUGGUGGGAGGGCGUUCCACAGGGUGGGCGCCACUACCGAGAAGGCUCUCUGCCUGGUUCCCUGCAACCUCACUCCUUCAGGGAGGGAACCGCCAGAAGGCCCUUGGACAAUGGGGGUGGAGAUGCUCCUUCAGGUAUGCUGGGCUGAGGCCAUUUAAGGCUUUAAAAGUCAGUACCAACACUUUGAAUUAUGCUCAGAAACAUACUGGGAACCAGUGUAGGUCUUUCAGGGUGGGUGUUAUAUGUUCUCAGCGGCCACUCGGAGGGGGGGGGGCAGGGGGAAUCAAGAGGAGGAUGUCCUGAACCUAAGUGAUUUAUUGCCAUGUAGGUGCAGUUGAUCAAGAAGAGUUCCUGGUCAAUGGGAAUGGGGGGAAAAUAUCUUUCCCAGCUUCCUUCUUCCUUGAUCCUAAUACUGUUCACUAAGUAUAAGCCCAAGCAGGCAAGAUUACUUUCAUUGCCACCUCUUUCCCCUUUUUCACAACUGAUACCCUUAACAAUCUAGGGAGCGGUCCGUGGUUUAACUGUCCUCAACAUUCCACAGUCCUUGAAGAACAAGGACUACUGAGAACAAGUCCUCAGCAGGCCAAUUGUGAAGGUUCUAGCCUACUUGCAGUAGAUUGAAAUUAAUGGACCCAAGUUGGUUAGGUCCAUUAUGAAUCUUUGUUUUUUAAAGCUAUAUUUACAAGUUAAUAUAUUUCUGUGAUUCUAGGGAUCCCGUCAGGUAUGCAGAAACUGUAAACUUAUUUUUGGGUAGGUGCAUUUUGCUUCUAAGCAAGACAUUAAAGGAAAUGGUACCAUAAUUCUAUCUAGUUAUCCAUGUUUAAGGAAGCCUGUUGUCACACAGUUGUAAUAUUUUGGGUCUCUGUUUUGAAAUCAAAGAAUGUUAAAAUGUACCGUGGGAUUUCUUUUCAGACAGGGAAAAAGAAAACUUGCUUGAUAUGCAUUCCAGGGGAUGUGUGUGCCUGUGUAAUUAAAUGGCUUCCGAUUUUGUUUUAGCAGAAAAGAAGGAGAAAAAGCAGCAGUCAGCUGCGAAUGAUGACUCAAAGCCUUUAGAUGUUUCCCGACUUGAUUUUCGAAUUGGUUGCAUCACAGCAGCAAAGAAACACCCAGAUGCUGAUACUCUGUAUGUUGAGGAAGUUGACGUGGGAGAAACAAACCCUAGAACUGUCGUCAGUGGUCUAGUGAAACAUGUUCCUUUAGAAGAGGUACAUAAAGAAUUCCUUUGAUACUUCUUUUUCUUUGCUAAAUAAAGUUUAUUUUAAAUAUUUAAAAUUGGUUUUUUAUAAUAAUUCAGCAUUUAGUUUUGGCACUUAAAGUUAUGCAGCAGAUGGAUACUGAAAUAAUCUCAAGUUCACGAACUUAUUACUUAAGAAACAAAUUAAAUAGAGGGGAGCCAAAACAAAUCUAGCUUCUGCCAGCGUCAGAAUCUGACUCCAGCAACAACCCAAUGAACCUUGGUGGUCCUCUUCCUGUAUGCAGCACACCUGGAGUAGCCAGUAAUAACUUCUCAGUCUGCAUCUUCCUGGCCAAGGGUGGGGGGCCUGUGCCCCAGCAAAUGUUGCUAGACUACAGUUCCCAUCGUUCCUGAUCAUUGUGGCUAUGGCUAAUGGGAGUUUGAACCCAACAUCUGCAGGACCACAGGCUCUCCCCCUCGGUUCUAGGCAUAUUUCAAUGUGCUCUUCUGCUCUUUUUGCCAUAUAUAAGAUGCUGCAGCAAGCGGGUCAAGGUACGAUGUCUCUUCAUCUUUAACCAAGUAGUAAUGUCACUUGAGCUAUUGCAGCCUGUCUGUCAAGCAGAGGAUGCACUAAGAAUGCCUUUCAUUCAUGUGUAAGGCAUAGCGAUAUUUCCCAGAAGCAUAUGCAGUUUUCUUUUCUUGGGAUUUAAGAAGCCCCUAGCAGGGAGGAAAUAUGAAACAGUAUUCUAGGCUGGAUCUCUACGCUGGAACUAGACACUUCAAAGAAGUGAUUCACUUAAAUGCAUUGUCAGCUUCAUACAGGGAAAUCCCGUUGGUGAAACUCAACAGCGCCAUCUGGGGUCAUAGUGUUAUAACCCCUAUAAAGCGCUUUAUCUUUGUGAAUGUAGCUGAGUCCCUAAUUCUGCUAUUUGAUAGCAAAACACACCUAAUGUUCUGGGUAAUUUUGAGUAAAUGUGUAAUUUGAAAUUAUUUCUUGUAAUACUGGUGGAGGAGGCAAAAAAAAAUAUUUUGGAUGUAAACUUCUCUUCUUAACUUACUGCUGGAAAAUGCUCAACUUUCAUAUAUGUCCUUUGUCCAUUUUGAAGGAUGGAGACAUACCUUGAAGGAAAUCAGGAGCGCCCAUGUACACUGUCACUUGAAUGAUAGAAUCAUAGAAUUUUAGAGUUGGAAGGGUCAUCUAGUCCAACCCCCUGCAAUGCAGGAAUCUCAAAUAAGGCAUUGGUGACAGAUGGCCAUCCAACUUUUGAUUAGAAACCUCCAAGGAAAGAGAGUCCACCACCUCAAAAGGGAGUCCAUUCCACUGUCGAACAGGUCUUACCGUCAGAAAGUUCUUCCUGAUGUUUAGUUGGUAUCUCCUUUCUUGCAACUUGAAUCCUUUGUUUCAAGUCUUACCCUCCAGACUAUUUAGGUAGGAUCUGUGUAGUUACUUAGUAAAGGGACCCCUGACCAUUAGGUCCAGUCGCAGACGACUCUGGGGUUGCGGCACUCAUCUCACUUUAUUGGCCAAGGGAGCUGGCCAGCAUGACUAAGCUGCUUCUGGCGAACCAGAGCAGCGCACAGAAAUGCCAUUUACCUUCCCACCAGAGCGGUACCUAUUUAUCUACUUGCACUUUGACGUGCUUUCAAACUGCUAGGUUGGCAGGAGCAGGGACCAAGCAACAGGAGCUCACCUCGCCGCGGGGAUUCGAACUGCCGACCUUCUGAUCGGCAAGUCCUAGGCUCUGUGGUUUAACCCACAGUGCCACCCGCAUCUGUGCAGCUACUUAAGGCAUGCCUAAAGAUUGAGGAGUGCAAUUCUUCUUCUUUGCCCUUUUUUGGCAUUGUCCUCCUUUUCAGCCUCCCCCCCAAAGUUCAGGAAUGUUUGAAAAACUCACCUAAGUUUCAGAAGAGGUUUGCCAUGAGCAAGGGUUGUAGCUCAGUAAACAUGGGCGCAGAAUUCCCCUAGACCCAUGGAUAGCUGUGUUUGCAUAGAGCACUCAUUAGGAUCUACUGCUCACUUUUUCUCUUUCCUAGGAAAUAUAAAAAGGACAUUCCAUCCCCAUAGUCAGCUCUGUGUGUGUUUUGGUAGUUAUAUUAUACCAGCAAUUGCAAUAAAAAUAUGAGAGACUGUUUGUUGUUGGCUUCAUCUGUGUCCCAAUAUGUUUUGAAGCAUCUAGGGCAUUGUGUUUUGCCUCUUACAUAAAAUACAGUGGACUCUCCGCAAUCCAGACAGCUUGAAGGACACCCACACUAUACGGAACUGCAGUAAGGAAAACAUCCUUUCUGGCUGAACAUAUUGAAAUAAGCCAGAUCCUGAAUUUUAAGCAAUAUUUAUCCAAUAUAAUAUUCAGGAAAGGAGAAGGAAUUCUCUUCCUUGUUCUGACAGUUCCUGGCGUUCCAAACAUCCCUUUAGUACCUCAGUUUAAGACAGCUGGGACUGCCUUAAAUUUAUCCAACAGUUAAUUGUAAUCAAUGAAAUCCCAAUGAUUUUAAGGCAGACUGUUGCAUAUUUUUAUACAUAAGGUGGUUAGAAAUGGGCUGCAGCUUCCAACCUAAACUUAUUAAUGUCUAAUAACCAUUUUUAGUCUCUUUCUCCUCAAGUUGGCAAAUGUAUUAAUUAAAAUCUGCUGCUUAAAUUACAAUUUGUAUGGAAACACGAACAUCGGUUUGUAUGCCUGGUAGGUUUUUGAAUAUCAUCAGUAACUUUAUUGUCAAAGAUCUUUUUUGAUUUCUGUCUAUUAAAAGAACAACAAUCUGUUUUCUUGACCAAGUUGUUAGCUGCAGUGUUUGCUAAUGAGGCCUCAUUGUUCUGCUUAUUCAUUGUAGUCUUCCCUAGUGGGCGGGGGGGACCCAGAAGCAUUUGUAGUUUUAAAUAAAUAAAUUGCAGUGCACAUUAUGGACAACUGUUUUGAUAAAAUAUGCUUCCAAAAUGUCCUCCUGUCUUUGGAUUAAUUACAUCCUGAAUGGUAAACCACCUGGGCAUGCUUUCUCUGAUUAGUUUAGAAGGAUGUUUUUACAAAAAUUCCUUAAGUAACUGUUAAAAGUUGGAACCCAGGACCACAAAGAAUGGAAAGUCAGUAAAAAAUUGUUUCAGCCAUUAUACCCAAGCACCAGGACACAAUGUUGUCUUUAUUGCACCCUCUUGUGUGUCUGUAUUAGAAGACAGUUAUCCUUAAUUGUUUCCUGGCUUUUACUACUGAAUUAGUCUUGAAAGAAUGUUAAUUGUUGCUAACAUAUUUGUAUCUGCAUACUUGGUGUUUUUGCGUGUUUUCCUGUGUGCAGUUGCAUGCAUUAAUUCCGCCCCCCCCCCCUUGCUUCCUCAUUGUGAAAUAAAUGCAGAGAAGCCUAGCUAAAUUUCAUUUUUGUUUUGACUUACAUCCCAUGUACAGAUGCAAAACCGGAUGGCAAUAUUUCUCUGUAACCUGAAGCCAGUGAAAAUGAGAGGAGUUUUGUCCCAAGCCAUGUUGAUGUGUGCUAGCACGCCAGAGAAGGUGGAGAUUCUAAUCCCUCCUAGUGGGGUUGUUCCUGGAGACAGAAUUACAUUUGAAGGUUUUCCUGGUAAGCAAAAGCAUCUUGGAGAUGGGGAUAUCAGAAGAAAUUACAGAGGAAAUAUAUAUAUCAACAUGUACAGAAAUGAAAUUAUCCAGUACUUUUAUCAUUAACUCUAAUGAAUGAAAUAAUUCUUCCCUGUGACUGUAGCCCAGUGCAUGCACAAUUUGCUGAAAAUAAGUUCGCUUUUUCUCUGCACCCACCUAUACCCCACAUGAAGGAACUUUGAAAUGCAUUUGUGAAUUGUGUGAGAGGUUGUUGGUACUUGCAAAGAGGAGGAGGAGGGUGUCACUAUCAACUUGCAGAGACUGGUAGAAGAACUUGUUAAGCAGUGUCUGACAAAUGGAUGGGUUUGCACAAAAUAAACUUUAUUUUUUAAAAAAGGGAUAAAGCUGUCCUGUAUUUGAAGGAACUAGACACUGCCAGGCUGGGGAAUACUUGAGAAUUGCCCAGGAAGUUAGUGCUUUAAUGAAGUACAAAAUUUUCAUAUUGAAAAAGCGUGAAAGAGCAGCACCAAUUAGGAGGUAUAAAUGAUGGUGUAGAGAGUGUACCAGUGGUAUAUUUUUACUGAGAGAUUGUAGGGAAAGAACUGGUGCAUAGGAAAGAAAAUGAAAUGCUUCCAAUAAAAUGGUCUUGGUUCAGAUAAACCGUUAAGAAUAGAGAGUUGUAUCCAACUCUUUUAUUAUUAUUUUUUAGAAGACAUCUGAGGGCAGUCCUGUUUAGUGAAGUUUUUAAUGUUUGAUGUUUUAUCGUGUUUUUUAUAUUCUGUUGGGAGCCUCCCAGAGUGGCUGGGGAAAACCAGCCAGAUGGACGGGGUAUAAAUAAAUAUUUUAUUUUAUUUUAUUUUAUUAUUUUAUUUUUAAUAUGAGUGAACUUUCUCUUCCUCCUGUGUUCCUCCUGUGCCACUUAACCCCCUGUCUGCUCUGGAGAAUCCCACAACUAUACAGACCAGAUUUUUAUUUUUAUUUGGAGGGGGACGCAGAGGGAAAAGGAGAGGAAAGGGAAAUGCUGUUGCUAGGGCAUAAAUUUGUCCCUCUUGUGCAAGAGCAUGGUUUAGUGCAACCCAGGGCUAACUUUUCUUGGAUUUCUAGUGACUUUACAACAUGAGUUGAUGGUUCAUUGGUUGCAGAUUUGUAACUGAUGAGUUUUGAGCCCAUGCCUAAAUGGUAAUCCUGUGCCUGCCUGAUGCUCUUUGGAAGUGAAUUCUGCAGGACAGCUGCCACCAUACUAAAAAGGCUCUUCCCUUAGUAGACAUAAGACAAACUUCCAGAGCUUACAACAUUACCAAAAGUGUCAUUCCUGAGGAUCUAAGAGGCUGGGCAAGGGUAUAUAAUAAGGAGUUCUUGGAGGUAACUUGGUGCCAAGUUAUUUAGAGUUUAUAUGCCAAAAGCAAGACAUAGGUGUCAUGCAGUGUCGGUACAGCAUUCUGCACCAGUUGCAACUUCUGGACCCAACCUUAAGAGAAGCAACACAUAGAUUGCAUUGCCAUAAUCUUAACCUAGAAGCUACUUUAUUUUCUAGCAAAGGCAACAUAUAUAUUUUUUGUCAUCGAGAUUUGGAGAAAAGAGAGAACAACACAGCCCGUAUAUUAUCCAAGAGCAAUCAAAUUGGCUGUUUCCCAUUGAUCUGGCAAUAUAAUAUGAGAGGCUUAAUACCACAAACAUAAAAUCAAAGAAGGCAUUGCCCAACGAACUCUGCAGUCAAUAACAAACCAGCUUUUCAGUUGAAGCCGAAAUUGUGUUGCCGUUUGAGCCAAAAAACACAUCUUGUCAAACAUUCUGUAUCCCUGCAAUGAACUGCCAUAUGCCUCCCAGCGGAAUUGGCUUAAUGGAUAUGUGUGUCCACUGUUUGUCCACAUUAGAGGAUGAUUAGAUUAGAUUUGCACUGCUUCUAAAUGUAGAGAUUCCAUGUGUGGCUCUGCUCUGACAUUUAUUGAACUGAUGAGAGCAUAUGCCUUUAGAUGUUGUCAAAUGGCUUAAAAUGCAGGUUCAUGGUUGCAAUAAAUAUUUUUUUAUUAGCAAGGGCUAUAGUGGCUUCUAGGACAGUUAACAACCGCACUAAAAGUACUGUUUAUGCAUAAUUGCAAAGUGUGCACACUGCCCAUUUAGCUAUCAGAAUUGAAAAGAGUGAUAGAUUAUACCAAAUUACAUCACCGCUUUUAAAAUAAAAAUGUCUGGGGGAAGAAAAACUGCAGUUAAUGGUUCUUUCCCCUAGGGCCUAUUAUCCCUAAAUGUCAACCAAACAAAUGUUUUCAUUCCCAGAGGUUAAAUUCUAAAAUUCUACAGACACAGUUUUUUGUUUGCUUGCAUGAAAUUAGAUUUAUGUGUGGAAAUCACAUGAUUAUAACCCACCAUAUUAUAGUUUCUUGGGCGUUCCUCCUUUCAAGUUUGUGUGUGUGUGUGUGUGUGUGUGUGAGAGAGAGAGAGAGAGAUAGAGAGAAUUUACUAAACAUGUAAACAGUAUUUGAUUGAUGAAUUGUUCUUUUACAAGUCCUUUUAAAGUUUCCAAUAUGAUGUUAAUUUUUUAAAGGAGAAAAGUGUCAUCAGUCAUAGUUUAUUUUCUAGCUAGUUCUGAUAAAUGAAGAGUUGUUGUCUGUCAUUUCUAAACAAAACAGGGGCAUGAUCCAUAAAUAUAUGCCUUUUUAAAGUGUCAGUGAAAACAUUUUUCUACUUUGACUUGCAUAUCAAACUAUAGCAUAAACCAGGCCCUCCAGAUGUUUUGGACUACAAGUCCCAUCAUCCCUGACCACUGGUCCUGUUGGCUAGGGAUCAUGGGAGUUGUAGGCCAAAACAUCUGGAGGGCCGCAGGUUGGGGAAGCCUGGCAUAAACCAUAGUAGUACUUCUGAAAGACCAUCAUUUCAUGUAUUCUUGUGAGUUGACUGUCUUCUUAAUCCUAACAUCAUUUCCUUCUCUCACACUUGCCUAAAUGCUUGUAAAUGAUUCUGUUAAAAGCUUACUGCUCAUCUAUUUCCGUUUAGAACUUUGUAUUAGGAAAGCAAAGGAAUGUUCAAUUGCCAUCCCCCCCCCAAAAAAAGCAAAACAAAAAACAUGCCCCUACAAGUGUUCUAAAUCAUUGUUAAAUGUGAGUUUUAUUUUAAUGUGCUUUUGUCCUUAUUAAAAAUAACCCCAUUACACUUUGAGAAAAGCACUUGAAGCUCCAGUUGUUGUUUCCUUUUGGGGAUGCUUAGGGUCCAGUUGUAAUUGGAUAUGGCUUUAUUGUGGGUUGUAGUUUUAUUUUUAACUGGAUUUUAUUGUUGUAUCUUAUUGAUUUAUAGUCUGCUUUUGACAAAGUACUUCACCAAAGACCUCUGUGUAAACUUUGCAGUCAUAUAAGAAGAGCAGAGGUCCUCUUUUGGAUCAGGAAUUGUUCAAGUUGCAGGAAGCAGGGAGUAAGAAUAAAUUAACAGUUCUCCGAAUGGAGAAAUAUAGAAAGUGGAGGCCCCCCCCAAGGAAUGGUAUUGGGACCUGCGCUUUUUAGCUUGUUCAUAAAAGAUCUAGAACUGGGGGUGAGCCAAUGAUGAGACAGUAGCCCCCCACCUAUGCAAGGGUUUGGUUCCAGGGGCCUGUUUGCUGUCAGAGACCUUUCACUGCCUUCCCCAAGCCCAGUAAGCAAGGAAAAAGCUCGCUGGAAGCAUGGGUGGGGAAAUGAUAAAUAAAUGGAGAGCUGAGAGUGGUGGUUCUCCCUGUUGUUGUUGUUUAGUCAUUUAGUCAUGUCCGACUCUUCGUGACCCCAUGGACCAGAGCACGCCAGGCACUCCUGUCUUCCACUGCCUCCCACAGUUUGGUCAAACUCAUGCUGGUAGCUUCGAGAACACUGUCCAACCAUCUCAUCCUCUGUCGUCCCCUUCUCCUUGUGCCCUCAAUCUUUCCCAACAUCAGGGUCUUUUCCAGGGAGUCGUCUCUUCUCAUGAGGUGGCCAAAGUAUUGAAGCCUCAGCUUCAGGAUCUGUCCUUUCAGUGAGCACUCAGGGCUGAUAUCCUUCAGAAUGGAUAGGUUUGAUCUUCUUGCAGUCCAUGGGACUCUCAAGAGUCUCCUCCAGCACCAUAAUUCAAAAGCAUCAAUUCUUCGGCGAUCAGCCUUCUUUAUGGUCCAGCUCUCACUUCCAUACGUCACUACUGGGUCAGUUCUCCCUGACUCUCCAUUUAUUCCCCCCCCAACCAAUAUAAGGUGAUCGCAUAAGUAAAGCGAGCGCAAGUUGCAUGCUUACUGUACUAAAUUGUUCAGGGUCAUUAAAACGAAGAGAUUCUGAAGAGCUCCAGAAGGAGCUCUCCAAACCGAGUGGAUGGGCAAUAAAAUGGCAAAUUAAGCAAAGUGAAGCAAGUGUCAAGUGAUGCACAUUGAGGCAGAAACAUCUUAGUUUUACAUAUAUUCUCAUGGGCUGUGAACAAACCCAGGAACCUUGAGGUCACAGUAGACAGCUGGAUGGAGAUAUUGACCCAGCAUGCGGCAGCUUUGAAAAAGGUGAAUUCCCUGCUUCAGUUCAUUAAGAGAAGAAUUGAAUAUGCCUCUGGAUACCAGUUGCUGGAAAUUGCAGGCAGGCAGAGUGCUCAGGUCCUUCUUUGUGGGCUACCCAACCAAGAUAACAGGAUGCUGGACUAGAUGGGUCAUUGGCCCAAUUCAGCAGUCCCAUCUUACUUUUUCAAGGAAAGGAGAAUUGGAAUACCCCCCCCCAUAUAAAUUGAUUAUGAAAGAGUCUCGUCUUUUCCCACCCCAAUCUGUAUUACAUACAUGAUUCAAAGGUUGCACUGAGGAACUAGCCAGUGUUGCGUGAGAGAAGACUUUGUGAACUUUACCACUGCUUCCUUUCUGAUAGGAAACCAGAGAUAACUCAGGAGUUUUAAUAGUUCCAAGUGAAGGAUUUAUAACCCAUUUUACGUAAGUUCGGUCUUCUGAGGCUAUAUAUCUUAGCUGCAGAAUAAAACAGUGCUCCCUAAAGCACCAAAGGGAAAGAACUGCUCACAAAUCUGGUAGCUGCGAAAUAAAGGCAGUAUAUUCUCCGAGAAUAUGCUGUACCAAAUAGUGCAAGAGUCUCAUUCUGACACCACAGCACAUUUUUAUUUUGUAUUAAUUCUCCUGAUACUGUGGUAUAGGGUAAAUAAAUAUAUGAAUGGGGGGAGGGUCUCUAUAGGAAGAUGACUAAUUUGCAAAAAAAUGAAAAAUAAAAAAGGCAAAGGUGGUGGUGGAGAAAAGAUGAAUGAUGUAGAACUGUUAGAGCUGCCUCACUUUUUUAACUGAACCAACCAGCUUAAAGAGAGUGUCCCAACUUUAUUGCUUCCUUUAUUUGUAGAUUUAUAUUGUGCUUUUUGAUUGAAGCCCACAGAGCAACUCACAUCAUGAAUAUAAUGCAAGUCAUACAUUAAAAGCCAGAUACUUAAAAUAAAACAAGACCAACCCAGCUGGAGCAGGUGCCUGAUGUGGUCUUUGCCUGCUUCCAUCUCUCUCUCUCUCCUCUUCUUUCGCACCUAGCAGUUGGUCUUAGCUGUCUUGAAGAGGGAAAGGGGGCAUCAACUGCAAAAGCAACUUUGAGGAAGUGCAGGGCAAGGAAGUACAAGGAAGUGCAGUUUAUAUUUUUGAACAGCACAUUGGAUCGCUUUCUCUUUUUAACCGUUGGUGUAUACCAUGGCUCCUUGCUGGCGAUUGGAACAUACUUUUAUUUACAUAAUAACCCACGACAUCUGGAAAGUUUGAGUAAGGACACAGCGCAUGCUGUAAAAUUCCUUCUGAAACCACAACCUGCUGGUUUAGCCAUUAGUGGCUCGCGCUGCUGAAGCUUAAACGUGAUCCAGGGCCUGUGAAGCCCUGUUGUUAAUUCCCAGUGAAUUUGGGUCCAGCCACUUGCUUUUACCAGAGGAGCAGAAAUACUCAAGUGUAGCGCUCUGCUGUGCCUCAUGGCAGCCUAGAAGUAGUUCUUCCAGGAAAUUUGCCCUGACAUACUUGCGCAUAUCAUUUACUUGCAUUCAUGCAAAGACAGGAGCUGUGCGCAGCAAUCUCUGGAUUCAGUUUGGGAGCUCGUUGUCUUCUUUUUUUUUUUAAUUAUUUGGUUUUUCAAAUUGACAUUUUACAGAGAUAUAUCAAACAUAAAUAAUAAUAAAAAGGUUCCAAGAAAUCUCCUGGACUUCCAUCCUCCUCUUUGUGGGUCCUAUUAUUAAUCAUUUCCUCCUGCGUCAUUUAUGAUAAUCCAAAUCUUUUAUAUCUCCAUUGUGUCCAGAAUUCACCCUUAAACUACAAGUGAUAUUCUAAUCCCACUAACGAGUUUAACUGUUUACAAUGGUCUUUUAAGAUAAGUUAUAAAUUUUCCCCAUUUCUUAUUAAAUUUUGGUCUUCCUGAUUUCUGAUUCUUCUGGUCAUUUUCGGCAUAGUCCGUCAACUUCAUCUGCCAUUCUUCUCUGGUAGGAACUUUAUCUUCUUUCCAUCUCUGGGCCAAUAACAUCCGUGCAGCUGUGGUCGCAUACAUAAAUAGUCUUUCCUGCUCCCUUGGGAUUUCGGCACCUAGGAUCUCAUUGUCCUUCAAGGUCAUUUGCCGCAAGUAAUCAAUGUGUGGAUGCCUCUUGGAGGCAGUAAUGAGUCAUAUGAGUCGUCACUGCUUUCACAGGUUUCGAAUUCUGAUCACAUAGGGCCUCUCUGGAAAAGCACAUUCAAAGAUACUUUCCCGUCUUCCUUUAACAUGAACAGGAUAGUUUACUCAACAGAGCAAAUUUUAAAAUUCUAGUUAAAUACGAGCUUACUGUAGCUUUAUUUAAUACUCAGUUUAGACUGGGGAUGGGGAAUGUGUCUAUAGAGAUUGCUGGACUGCAACUCCCAUCAUCCUUGACCAUGUUUGCUGGAUCUGAUGGGAGUCGGGAGUCCCGACGACAUCUGAAAAGGGGCCACAGCUUCCCCAUCUCUGGUUUGGACUUUUUCACUUGGAAGCAUGUACACAUUAAUGGCUUGAAACCCAGUGAACUCAUCCACCUUGUUGCAUUUCAAGUUGCUGCACAUACCAGAGAUCGGGCAGGGAUGUCUUCAACCUACACCCAUUGUCUGAUUCAUUUGCACGCACAACGGCUGCCUGAAAUGUACACAUCUCAACUUAACUGCAGCUUCCGUUUUCAAAUCGGGUGGAAACUUCUUUGAUGGAAAGCCCAUCAAACGGAAGUAUUUCUUGAGAAGCUACAGGAUACCUGUGGAUUGUGGCGAACACUGUGUACUUUGCUCUAAACACUAGCAGUGGGAGCCCAUUGGACCCAGAAUGAGUAUUAAUGUGUACACUACCUUAGUGUACUGUAACAAUUCUGAAGAGAAGCUUUUCUGGGUCUCGAGUUCCUCACUUACUGGAGGAAAAUAUCUCUUUACUAACCUUUGGGCCUUUCACUCAAGCAUCCCAUGCCUGUUCUGUUCCAACUUUUGGUAUGUUUUCAGUGCUUUGACGAGCCAGAGCAGCAGAGCAGUAUAAUGCCUGUCAGUUAACUUUUCUGCAAAUUUAAAGAAAGCUAACUGCUCUCCCCAAAGAGUAGGAAUCACGAGUUUUCUCCCAUCUUAUUUUUAGCUGUCCUUCACAGUGGUUGUUUCUCUUGCAAGAAGGGGAUGCAGAGGGGAGGUUUACUGUGGAACGCACAACACAGUGCUCUGGUAAUGUUUAAAAGUGGUGCCUGUGCUAAUCUAAUACAAGCCCACCACAGAUCCCAGGGGAGCUUGCCUGGGUAUUCCAAAGCAAGUUUUAAUAAGAUCCAGAAGGUGUUUGUGUAAUAAAAGCCAGAUUUUAAUUUAUUCUUGAAAACUAAAUUUGCUUUUAUAAUGUUUGCAUUUGAAAAGAAUUGACUUCACCUUGGGGGUGAUAUAAUUUUUGCUUUGCAUAGAAUCCCCCCCCCCCCAAGUAUCUAGCUUACUCCAAAAGUUGGGAUGGGGGUGGGCAAUGAUUUGUUUGUUUGUUUGUUUACUAUGGGGCAGAUCAUCUUAACUAUCCUCUAGGGCAGGUUCGGCUAACCUGUGGUCCUCCCAAUGUUGUUUGACAACCCCCAUAAUCACUGACCAUUGGGCAUACUAGCUGGGGCUAAUGGGUAUCAGAACUAGCAGCAUCUGGAGGACUACAGGCUAGCCUCCCUCUUCUGGGUGCUUUAUUGUUUCUCUAAAAGGUGAACUGUUUCUCUAUAAAUUACUCGCUGACUAUGGCUGAUGCACUGAAGCUUCCCUUCGUCACAAGCCGAUCUGUUUAACAGAGUUGUAGCGGGUUAAUCAUAAUUAACUCUAUGGCUGUUGCUGAGGUGGAAAGCUGAUCCCCAGCCAUCUGGUAGUAUAAUUGGGUUGCACCAAACUCCAGCAUGCUCCAUGAGGAAAUGCUGUGGCCAUUUCUGCGCUCAGAUUCUCCGACAUAUAAACCUGAUGUACUAUUAAUACAUUUGUGGCCAAAAUUAAGCAAAGGUGGCUUAUGGGGCAGUUACACUGAGCAUCUAGUAUGCUCUGGAUGAAAUAAGUUAGUGGUUGUUGUUUUCUGUUCCCUUUCAAUAGUUAAUGCAGAGUUUGAAUGGAAGCAAAGAGUUUCUGUCCCUACCACACCCCUUAUUGCCACAAAGGAGUAGAGUUGACAGGCAUACAGCUGUCGCUAAACGAUAAGGCAUUUGGAUAUUUCCAAGCACCCAGAAAUAUCAGAAAUUGAUAGUUGCCUCUGGUCUGACCCCAUUUCCAAUCCCCUUAAUUGUAAGUCAAUCUUUAGUAUGAGAUUAUAAAAUAAAAGCAGAUUGGAGGGCGGAUUACCAUAUUUUUCUGUCUAUAAGAUGCCCCCAUGUAUAAGAUGCCACCUAUUUUGGGGGACUCAGAUUUAAGAAAAUGGGAGAGACACUAUCAGUGUAUAAGACACCCCUUAAUUUUUGACAUUAUUUUUUAGGGGGGAAACCUAGUCUUAUACAUGGAAAAAUACGGUAAUUUAAGAAAUGUCAUGGAGAGGGAUCCAGAUAAGUAAGCACCUAGCUCUGUGCUCCCCAGGGAGCUUUGGACAUGUGUUUAUUGAGUAGCAGCCGUCUCAUGACACAUGGCAAAAUCCAUAUUUGAAAAUGAGAAAGGGGGCUUUAAAAGGUUUGUGGGAAGCAAAGAAGGAAAAGGCAGAAAUCCCCCUUGGCUUGCCCCAAGCCCAUACACAUGUCUAAAGUAGCUCUUCUAAUUUACAGGUGAAGGAGAGGAUGUAAAGUAAGUGGACUGCUAGGUUAAGGCAUCUUUUGGGCAGGAUAUACACUGUUGUUGUUUUAUUAUUUUCUGCUCAGAGGGGCCAAUGUGGUGAGGGGUGGUGAGGAUGUGCCAGUGCAUGAGACGAAAAUCUAUUACUACGGACAAUGUUCCAGUUCCUAUUUGAGAACUGGUAAGUCACCAGUAAAUUGUGCAAGUUGCUUUCCCUGCCUUUUAAAUAAUCUUGGGUGCUUUCUGCCUUGUGGACUUGAGUUUUGAAAGGCUUCAUCAAAAGGAAUGGGCAGCCAAAAUACAAAGUCCAUUCAGCCCACACUAGGAUGUUAAAUGAGGCUCCUAGUUGGCAGAAAGGCUGAUAAUGAAAAUGAUUGUUAUUGAGGCUCACCAUUGUUACAGUUUGUUGUAUUUACUAGAAGGAAUUGUACAAAAGAGGAUAAGAUAUCCCAGGCCAUUCUGGCUGGACAAUUUGAAUCCUUGUUUUAUCAGUAUUAAAUUAUGAAGUGAAACCUGCUUGAUCUUACAAGCAGGAAUAAAUAAUACAUUUUGCACAUUUUCUUUCCAUUGUUGGUAUGCAUACAUCAUUCAGUGGUGUUUGGGCAUGGGUGGCUGUGACUUUUUAUGAUUUCCCACGUCCCCUGCAGCCCCCAGCGUAUAAUCUUCCACACUGUCCUGGAAGGCCCCCUAAAUUCAUCUAAACUGUGUGGAAACAGUACUGAGGACUGGAGGAAAAAGUGGGUUGUCAAAAGUCACCUCUUUAUGCCAUCAGAUCCUAUGAGCAGAGCCUUCCCCAAAGUUGCUCACCCUAUCCGUUCUUUCUGUAGCUCUGUUUUUCUUGCCCGUGCAGCUGGUUUCUAUGAUGUGUUUUGGUUUGCUUUCUUUAUUCUACUUGUGAAUUCCAUUGAAGUUUUUUAUUAUUAUUUUUAUUUAAGAAUAGGCUAGUGUUAUUUGACGUUGGUCCUAAUAUUGUAUACCUGAUUUUGCAAUACAGCAGCUCCAUGAGCUUUCUGAAACCAAGAAUUCUUUCAGCAAGCACGUGUACCUAGCGAAUGUAUUAAUGUGGACACUAAUUGCUGUAUGAAUCUUGCACUAGGGGAAUAAGGAGUAAAGCAUUACUGCUGCUCAGAAUGGCCUCUCAUGUUUGUGAUGGGAAGCAGAACACCUAGCUCACUUAAAUAGUUUUGAUGAUCUUACUCUUGGGUUUUGUAUUAUUCCACUAUUGUGACUCCCUUAACCAUUCGCAGCAGUUUCAAAAAGUAGUAGGAAAAGAGCAUUAGACUUACUUUCCCUAGCUCCAGCUUUCCACAGAAUUGGUAAUCCUUGUGCUUCCUUGUUUUGAACAUGUUUGCGUGAUUAAAAAUAAUAAUUAUUAGUGGAGUUAAAAUAUUUUGUUUGUCUUUGCAUUCCAGUUCCUCUCAGAGAGCUGCUUCAUAUCUAAUCUACUUGUGGAUAGCUAUUGGAACAAAUGUUAAGCAUUGCUAUUAAUAACCAGAGGCUGCUUCUAACCAGAAUUUGAAGUUAUGGCUUUAUAACUGGUUUCAUAUUCGGGUUAGAAGCAAACCACGGUGCGUGUUGAGUGUGGGAAAUAGUAAUGAUGCCGGCUAACCAUGGUACAUAGCUAACCAUGGUGCAGGGUGAAAGGAAUUGGCAUGUGGGAGGGAAGAUGGAUGAAGGAGGGGAAUUUGCAAUUUCAUGGCACACUUUCCUUAACCUUCGGUUUAAAAUAAAGGUUCUUAUGACUGUGGCAGCCAAGAGUUCUUCCUUUUAGCCCGCUAGAUCUGCUACAGUUAAACCCUUUACUUGGUGGGUAAACUAUUUUAUACGGAUCAGAAAAAGAACUCCCCCCAAUGUACUUAAUACGUUGAUUUCUAGCAGCUCAUGCCAUUUCCAAUACAUUUUGAAAGGAAACAGUCUUUAAAAUGAUUUAAUGUUUCCUGCUUUCAUGUCUGUCUGUUUUAUAGGUGACCCUGAACGAGAACUUAACCCUAAGAAGAAAAUAUGGGAGCAGAUCCAGCCUGACCUUCAUACUGAUGGCCAAUGUGUUGCUACAUACAAAGGAGUGCCAUUUGAAGUGAGGGGGAAAGGAGUCUGCAGAGCUGCUACCAUGGCCAACAGUGGAAUCAAAUAAACAUUUAUCGGUUCUGCAAGCGCUUUAGGUCAUUUUUAAUGGAAAGGAAUGCAAACACAAUUAAAAACAAAUAAUUGCCUCACCCGAAA
Podarcis lilfordi (Lilford's wall lizard) is the source of this 45464-nucleotide messenger RNA. NCBI's taxonomy places the organism in Eukaryota, Metazoa, Chordata, Lepidosauria, Squamata, Lacertidae. The record is from the annotation of a GenBank genome assembly.